Callithrix jacchus (white-tufted-ear marmoset) is the source of this 49874-nucleotide messenger RNA. The record is from RefSeq and is a predicted model, not a curated record. Lineage: Eukaryota; Metazoa; Chordata; Mammalia; Primates; Cebidae.
UGGAUAGCUUUCCUUGGAAAGUUGGGGAAGACAUAGAUUUUAUUUAUAAUAUAUAAUAAUAUACCAAAUCAUGACUAUAUAAUUCAAAACAAAAUGUUUUUAUAAAUAUUUACAAUGUGUUUUAAAACAUGCUAUUAAGUAGAUUAGUAGCCUUAUGUUACUCUUUUUUAUAUAUAUUGUGGCAUAUGUAUAGUGGAUCAAAAAUGAUAUUAGAUGAAAUGAGAAAAGUUUUCCUGAGAGUAAAACUAUAGUUUCAUAAAUAGAUUGAUUUUAUGAUCACAAUGUUUUCUCUUCCAGUUUUUCAUUGUUCAUUUUUUAUACCUUGGCAAAUUAAUCUUCAGUGUCAGCCAAAAUUUCACUUGGCUUUUAUUGUAAAUUGCCCUAAUUGAUGAGUGAAAAAGCUUUGAUAUCUGCCUAAUCUUAGUUGGAUGAAAUAACUGAUUUCCUUCUAAUUCAUUUUUGCUCCAUAAAAUGAUAUGUUAAUAAAUGAGGAAAACCAAUCAUUAUCUAGAAAAGUGCAGUUAUUCCUGCUCAGAAUUAAAUAAAUCAGAAUGGAGAAAUUUUAUAGCAUUUUUUUUUAACUGUUGACUGUCACUAUAUAUGUUAUUUUAAUGAAUGAGAGUAAGUCUUAUAAAAGUUGUAAAACAUUUAUGGGAUCCAUUUCAGAGGGUAUAUAAAUAUUUUAUAACUAGUAGGAGAAUUUCUAAGUACUGUUAACUUGCCUAUAUGUGCUGCUGUUAAUCAGUUGAUUAAUUUUCAGACAGAUAACAAAAAAAUUCCCGGUAGUAACAAUGGUGUACUGAUGGUAUUCAUUUGUUCUUUUUUCUUUCCCCCAAUAAACUCUAUAUAUGGAAAUGUAGCUCAGUAUGAGGCAGAAGGUGGGACUCAACACUAGAGACAGGGAGGGACAUCGGACCAAAUUGAGGACUAGUAAAGCAAGGAAGGGGCAGAGACAGCUUUUCAUAAGACAUGUCCACCAGUGCACCAUAUCAGUUUAUCAUUGGCAUGAGUUACUGUAAGUUACACCCAAGUUACUGCCGCUUUCCAUGAGAAAGACCCAACAACCCAGGAGUUAUUACCCUUUUUCUAGAAGUUUCUGCAUAAUCUGCCCCUUAAUUUGCAUGUAAUUAAAAGUGGGUAUAAAUAUGACUGCAGAACUGCCAUUUAGCUGCUAUUCUAGGUGCACUGCUUAUGGCACAGCCCUGCUCUGCAAGGAGCAGUACUUCUGCUUCUGUUAUACACUGCUGCUUCAGUAGAGGCUCCUACCAUUGUCAUGCCUUUGAUUUCUUUCCUGAGCUAAGCCCCAAUUUGGAGGCUUGCCUGCCCUACAUCAAGUAUCGUAUUUAAUUUAUGGGUGAUAUUUGUUUUCAAAUCUAUGGAAUCAACUCUGUAGAAUUUCUUUAGCAAUUUUUUUUAUUGGGAGCAUGAUUAAAGUGGUUAUUAUAACUACUGAACAAUUUCUGAAUUAUACAAAGCAAGAUAUUUGGAUUAAAUGUAAUAAGCUAUAGCAGAAUAUUUGCAUCUUGCUUUUGGGAAAACUUAUUAUUUGUAAAAAUAAAAAUUAUUAUACAUGAAUGCAUUCUCAUUAUAAAAGACUCAAACACAAGACAGAGCAAAAUGAAUGUUUAUCUUCAUGCCCCCCUUAGACCCAUGUUCGUUAGAGAUAAAAAUUUAACAGUUUAGUAUGCAUUAUUCCAGGACAAAAUUUCGACCAUUUUCAGACAUGUACAUCCUGAUGUUAAUACAUUUAAAGAUGGAAUCAUAGUAUAUAUCCUUUUAACUUGGGUUGGAGGAGGUCAACAUACUUUGGAAAUAAAGAGAUUUGCUUUUACAACUGAAGGUCACUCUUUGGUAUAUAGACAAAUCUACCCAGCCAGCUACCACUGCUAGCACCUCAUAAGAAUGAGAAACAUGACUAUGAGAGUAUAAAAUAAUUGUGUUAAGUCAGUUCAUUCAUCAACAAGCCACAAAUAUAGCUUAACAAAUAGGAAUCCUUUUUAUCUUAUGGUUAUUUGCCAAGUUUGCCACAGUCCUUGUGUAUGUGUGUGAUCAUUACUGUAGCAUGACCCCAUAUUGCAUUCUCAUAUUAGCCUUUAAAUACUUACUGUAACACUUUAGCUUUUAUUUCAUUGAUUCAGAUCUUUUUUUUUUGUCCUAUUCUUUCUUUCAUUUGAUCUUUUUUGCCCUUUUUAUUUUCUUCUAUCUUUGAGUUUAACAUUUUGGAUUAUGUUUGAUGGUGAUAAGUUUAGUUCAGAGUUUCCCAUCCUCAGCAAUCUUGACAUUUUGGAAAAGAUAACUCUUUGUUAUCAAGAGAGAGGUCCUUGCUUUGUAGCAUGUUAAGCAACAUCCCUGACAUCUACUGGCUAGAUGCCAGCACAGUGCCCCUAGUUGCGAUAAUGAAAAAUAUCUCCAGAUGUUUUCAAAUGUCCCUGGAAGGUAAAAGCACUCCUAGUUACUGCCAAAUGUCCCCUGGGAGGACCAUCCCCAGCUGAUGCCAAAUGUCUCCUAAGGAGCAACACCAUGCUGGUAGAGAACCAUGGUUUAUUAGCAUUCCUAAACUUAUGUAGUAUUUUUUGGGCAUAUUUUUUAAGGAAAAGUAGCUAUCCCUGAACCAAUUCAUAACAUGUUUUGAUGUAUAAUUAACAUUGUCAUAAAUACAAUAGUAGUGAAACUUCACUCCUUAUAUAUACAAUUGACUUUAACUUUCUUGGCAGUAGAUAUGUAUUUGCUGCAUCGUUACAUGGAAAGAAUAUUCGCUGAUGAAAUAAUCCUCUCCAACUUGAAAGAAAUAUUUUCACCUGUCCCUGUGUGUAUCAGUCACCUGGUAUCUGACCUUCCUUCCUGUGUCUAGACAUAAGUUCAUACAGCACUUUGACUCUUGGUAUUUUUACAAAUGUAUGCAUUUGGCAUACAGCAAUGUAAUGCCAAAUAUAAACUUGUUUUCUAAGAAGCAUGUUUUGUUUAAAAAAAACACAGCCUUUCAAAAUAAAUGCUGCAUCAUAAAGUCUAAAUAUAUAUGGAUUUUCUACACAUAAUCCCUCAACACUCGUAUUCUAAUAUGUGAGUAUGGGCAAUCUUCAAUUUAAAUGGAAAUAACAUAAACAAAAAUUUUAAUAUUUUACCUAAAAUUUGCAAAAUUCAGUAAUGUUUUAAUAAUAAAAACCUUAUCUAUGUACUAUCUAGGAUAUAUGUUCAGACAUGUUGAUCUUUGAAGUUAAAAAUUCUUGUACUUUCCCCCUCCAGAAAAAAAAAACUACAAAAAGAAAAGACACCAACUGUCCUUCCCAGUGAAAUUUAGACUACUUCAAAAAGAAAAAAAGUUUCCUGUAUUUCUAGACUUAAUGGUCUUAUUUCCGCCCUUAGUAUAUAUUCAUGUUUAAUGAAUUUCCUGUUGACUUUAAAAGGAAUUUCCACUAUUGGCUAUUUUAAAAUAAUUACCUAUUUCAAGCUUUUCCUAGCAUGUGGUUAAAUCACUUCCUUUGCAGAAACAAUACUCAACCUUUUUUGAAGUUAAGAUCUGAAUGUGAAAAUUCAAGCACUGUAUUGAUUUUAAUGGAUCAAUUUAUUUUUCUGUCUUCAACACACCAAUCUUUAAAUCCAUAAUUUCUGAUUUUGUUUUUAACUAUGUAAACCAAUUUCAAAAGAUUUGAAAAUGGCAAAUCCGAUAGACAGAUGAAGUGUUUUUGUUGUAAAUUAAUAUAAACCACAUUCUAGAUAUUGAUGUUAUGUUUGAUACUAAUACUGAGUCUAGCUAAUACAGUAGACCUGAUUUUUCCAUAAACUGGAGAUCAGGUAGAAACUACUAAAAGAUAACAUUGUGAUGAAAAGAUGUGUGACACUAAGUUUAGUGUGCUCACAUGCUAAAAAUGUUUUUCACACAUAAGAAUUUAUUGUAUUACUGGCACUAUCUGACAAUCACUUGUAUCGGCUUUUAAUAUUUUUAUCAAAAUAAACUUUUUAAAAACUUAGAUAUAUUUAAAAGGGAAAUAUAGUCAUAUAUAAAUAUAUAUAUGUUUUUUCAGUAUACAUUAAAUAGUAAAGUAAAAAGGACCACAGAGUUAGAAGAUUACUCAGGUAGCCGGGUGCAGUGGCUCACAUCUGUAAUCCCAGCACUUUGGGAGGCAGAGGUGGGUGGAUCACUUAAGGUCAGGAGUUCGAGACCAGUAUGACCAACAUGGUGAAAUCCUGUCUCUACUAAAAAUACAAAAUUAGCUGGGCGUGGCGGAACAUGCCUGUAAUCCCAGCUACUUGGGAAGCUAAGGCACAAGAAUUGUUUGAACCCAGGAGGCGGAGGUUGCAGUGAGUCAAGAUUGUGCCAUUGCACUCCAGCCUGGGCAACAAGAGCGAAACUCGGUCUCAAAAACAAAAAGAAAAAGAUUACUCGGGAAUCAUGGAAUCACUUAAAAUCAUCUAGAGUAUUACCACUGAGUUUAUGGGAAAAAAUUUGUGCAUUACAAAACUUGCCUUUUAAUUUAUAGGGGUUUCAGGUUUUAAGUAGGAAUCUUCAAGAACAUGAUAAAAAAUUCUUCUGCUUCAUUAUUUUUAAAUUGUAUGUACAGUGUUCUCUAUAUAGUGUAUUAAUUAUUAUAGAGUAUAAUUAAGUAUACUGCUUUUAUAUUUUAGAACUUUUCUUUGGGAGGUAGAGGAAGAGGUUAGCAUUGGCUGCUAGGUGAGAUUGUAAAUGAAGUAACAACAUGACCUCCUAAUUUUGUCCUAUUCUCAUGGCAUAUAUUUGUAAUACCUUAGGGAAAGGAGAGAGUUGAAGCUGAUUUCAGCUUAAUUCUAGAUCUCCUCUGAAUGGCAUUAAAAGCAGUUUAUAACAUGUGGCCGGAUAUAAUAAUAUUCAUGGUGGUUUAUUAUCAUCCAAAUUUGUAGCAACUUUUUUACCAGGUAUUUCUGUAGCUAUUUCUGAGUUUCUCUCAACACUGCAAUUCUUCUCUACCUUUGUUAUUUCAGCUGUUUUAUGAAGGUUUAUUUUGGAACUGAAUAUUGACUAAAGUCUUAUGCCACUCUCAUUUAGCUCUUUGUGGCAAAGGUUACAUGUAUUUGAAGUUGUAGCCUUUAUGGCUGAGAAGUACAUCAGAGCCAGCCAGUGUCCAUUGCCUCUACUUCCCUGACCCUGACUUUGGCCUUCAAUACCUCUUUUUUCCCAGCGUUAGGCGUUUUCUCACUCUUGUUCAUUACAGCCAUGAUCAUGUUAUAUUCUGGCCAAAAACCUUCAAUAUUCUGCCUUUUGUCAAGACCUCUUUAUCUUUACUCUCUAUUCUCUCUACCAUCUGCAAUGCCCUUAUGUUCUCAUUACUCCCCCUACUUGAUACAAACUGUACAAUCAUUGUAUCCUUGGGAGAUUUUACUGUUGCUUUUGCUGUCCUUUCUUCUGUGUGUUGAGUUUUCCUAAAAAACCAAUAUAAGUUCAUUUGUCUGUAAAUAUCUACACUCUUCUAGGUCCAGCUCACAUUUUGCCUCUCACCUUAAGCUGCUUGGGUUCUCUUUUAAUCCUUUGCAGACAGAAUGAAUAUCUCCUCUCCUCCCUGAAUUGCCAUUGUACUUCUUGUGAUUGCUUUAUUUUAUUAUAUUUUACUGUGUUGCAGUUAUAUUGCAAUCUCAGCACGGAAGAAAGGCAUGGGUUUUAGAGUCCGGUAUAUCUAGUUUUUGAUCUGUUUCCUCUUUAACUGCCCCAAAAACUGGCUGUGCUGUGGUAUAUUCUUUUAUAUUCUAGAGACUCUGUUCUUUGCAUAUACUGUUGCAGUUGGCAAUAGAUGUUUAAAGGAUGAAUCACCACUUAUUCAUGAAGGACUGUUAUUUUGAUAUUUAUUCAAACAAUAUUCUGAAGAAUCCUCAAUGUUUUUCCCACCCACAGAGGAAUUACUUUCUUCUCCAAAAAGUACGCAGUUAAGGAGUUUGUGUGUGGAAAAUGAACAAAAAUGUUCCAUGGAGGAGAUAUCUGAUAUCUGAAGGGGUGUAUGUGUGUGUGUGUGUGUGUGUACAACGUCAGGGAAAGGGAAGGUUGGUUUUAAUAUCACACUUUUCCUAUUUUUUUUCUGUUUUGGUAUGUAUUCUAAACGUAGUAAUUUAUAGCUGUUAUAGCUCCAGACACUUAUGAAUCCUAAUGCCAGUUUCCAGUUUUUAAGGCGGGAAAUUGCUGGCACGUCCUCUUAAUCCUCCUCUCCUCUAGGAUUUACUUUCUGGGUAGCAAGAUACUAGACAGGAAAAAUGUCACAAGUUUGCAAAUAAGUUAUGCAAAAGGUUUAUUAAUUUAAAUAAUUGUGUCAUAUAGUUAGGCCCUGAAGAUACUAACUUGCUUUUCUGCCUUUCCUACAUUUUCAACACCAUGUGCUUAGUAUAGCAAAAUUUAGUGCUAGAUGUAUUUGUCUUAAACUUAGUUCAAGGGACUAAUAAGAUUAAUAGGAAAAGAGGAUUUAAUUAUAAGAUAUCCUAAUGUCUGGAGAAGGCCCUCAGUCAGAACCCUCAUGCUUCUCAUGCACAGAGAUGUCUGUGAAUACUCUGACCACUUUUCUUGUGUUUACUUAGGACUAAAUGAGUAAAUGACUGAAUGUCAGCACUAUUAAUUAAAUUUGUUGUAGAGUCUCUGAUGGCCCUGAAUCAUUUUCCAGGGAACAUGCUGAAACUAAGCUUCUAAAAAUCAUUGCUUAGUGAACAUGUAAGAUGGCAAUAAACUUUUCAGUGCUCUAUUUUCAAGAAUAAUAAUAUUCAGAAGAGCCUUCUUUUAAAUGACACAUAAAGAUUUUUCCCCGCUUUAUUAAAUGCCUGUAAAUUCUAGGUUGAACUUUUAGACAUUGAAUAUAGUGACUUAAGAAUCUUUAAGUUUUUACUUCAGCUUAAUUAUUUAAGCAGUUGAGAUGCCAAUUUAAAUUGAUAUUUAACAAAUAUUAAACAAAUUAAAUAUCAAUUUUAUUAUAAUGCCCUCUCUUAUUAGAUGCAUGUAUUAUUUAAACAGUUGAAAUAUCAGUUUUAUUUAGAAGUGUAGGCUCAUUAUGUUUCAAAUUUGAGGAAAGACAUGAGUUUUCAGAUUGACAGUGCACUCUGAGUAAAAUAAAGAUAAAUCUAAAUAUAGACGUGUCAUGAUAAAACUAUAGAACAUAAGGAAUUAGGAGACGACCUUGAAGGAGAGAAAGCCAUUAUGUACAAAGGAAUAACUAUCGAAACACAGAAGUCAGAAGACAUUGAUAUAAUGUAUUUAAGCACCAUUAGAAAACCACUGUCAACCUGGAAUUGUACACACAAGUAGUCUCAUAAAAUGAAUGCAAAAUACAGAUAUUUUCAGAUACACACACACAUAUACACACACACAUGCACACAAAGAAAUGUAGGCUUAUUUCUAAUCUACUGAAAUCAAUCAAAUAUGUUGAUGCUAAAUGAAGCUACUGCAUACCGAAACUUUUAUUUAUAUAUAGUUUCCAAAACUCAGGGUAGAUAUUUGAAUAUUCUUAAAGGAGAUUGUACCAAAUCAUGUUGAUAGUCUAACUUGAGAGAAUCUGGGCCUUCAAGUUUGCAGAAAUGUAUGAGGUCAUAACAGUUCUUGAUGAACUUCUUAGAGAAUGCAAUGCAAUUUCUGAUUAUAUGUCAGGCUAGUGGCUUUGAAUAUACCAGUUAUUAAAAGGAGAACAAAUAGAAUUUUUCUGUUGUUACUUCUUGCUUUGUCCAAUCACAUGUUAAGUCUAGUCAAGUAGAAUUAAUUUAAUGUUGAUUUGUUGUUUCUGUCAGCAAACAACAUAUAAUAUUUGUGAUUUAAGCAAAAUAUUUUUCCUCACAGGUGUUUUGACUAAUAGGGCAGGAAAUAGAGAAUGGCAGUAACUCUCAUGGGGAAAGUACUGACUAGGAUAGAUUCACUAGCCAACCUUGUCACUUGGCACGUUGACACCACUUUUAUGUAAAGGUGAAUUUUAGUCUGAAAAAUUAUAUAAUGAGCAUAACAUUUAUCAGCUCUUAUUCUUCAUAGAUCCUUGAUUUCUGAGUGUCUAGACCAAUGCUUUUGUUGCCACUUUUUUAGUUAUUAUUUUUGUACACAUUGUUUCAAGUGAUGGAACAAUGUAGUAGUCAUAUAGUCCAUAUCUUUAAAAUAUAGUUUCAGAAGAACUGUGUUUAUUACUUUCUUUGCAGUAGUCUACUAUACCAUAGUGGGUUUUUGAUACUUGGUGACUACUUUAAAUGAUGGUUAACCCUAUUCCGCUGCUCUGCUUCAUUUUUGUUAGCUUAUUCCUUGAAUCUGUGGGAUCAGAACCUAGCUCACCUGUUGGGAUACUUGAAGUUUCCUAUACUUUAUAUUAUAUAUAUUGUCUAGAUCUAAUAUUUCACUAUACAUACAAUCUGUGUAAGCUUUAAGAGUUUAAUGAUAAAUUAAUAACAAAUAUUUUAUUUGUUCACACAUGUAUUGAAUAUUCAAUACUUUACUAAUUUUUAACUUUAGGCAAAAUCCUUCAAAAAUAAGUGAAAUGUUUUACAGAUUUAAAAAUGAGGGUUAGGGGAUUAAAAUAGUUUGCCUUUAGAUAAUAAUACCUUCCUUAUUGGAUUAAUAUGAGGAUUGAGAUGUAUAUCUGAAGCAGCUAACACAGAACUGGGCACAACAAAUGAAAAUUGUUGUUGCUGUUGCUUUUAUCAAUGCUGGUGUCUGAGCUAGUGGUAUAGCCAGGUUCUUUCCGAUCUGAAUCUAAAGUCUAUGUUGAUUAUCUUUCUGAUCUGAAUCUAAAGUCUAUGUUGAUUAUAUUUGAGACCUUUUGAAUUUAAAUGAACACUUGAUAUAGUUUUAUUUAUUCUCCUUAUGUAGCAGUGUUCUCAAUUAUUUCAAAGAAGCCAGGUGUUAAUGACCUUCUGGAAUAAGUUUUUAUUCUUGGUUUUAGCUUCCGCAGCAGUCCAUUAACGAUUAGGGCUGACACCAUGUUUCAUGCUGAUGACACUGUUCCUAGAAACUCUGCAACAGAUGGUAACUUUUGUGUAGACUCAGCACAGUUCUCCCAGACUAUGCUCCUGACUUAGCAGAAUUCAGCAGAUCAACAGUCUGUCUAUACAAGGCAUCGGUCUGUGGUAGAGAGACUUAUCUGGAAAACUAGCAGAGAAAAAGAUGCUAACUAAAAUGGGUCAAGAGCUCUAGCUGAACUCUGUUCUCUGUGUGGCAUUUUGUGUUGGAUUUAAAAAUCAUAUGGCCAGAAAGCUCUUUUACUGUAAGGCCAGUUAAGCAAAUAGCCUGGUGUCAGAUUCUAGAUAAGGCACAAGUUUACAUUUUGUACUGAGAUCAUUUUUAUCUGAGGCCUCUAUGUUUUACAAAUGCCCAUGUGAGGGCAAGAUGCCUACUAUACAGAACAUGCAAUUAAUGAAUGCCCUAGGGAAUAAGAUAAGGAGAUGGAAUUCCUGUGCCAACAUAGGGCUCUUUGUUUCACACAUUUUCAUCAUUUUGGACAGGAUUAUUUGAAUUUGGCAAUAGAUGGACAAGACUUUGUUCUGCUUGUGCCUAUAAAUUGGGAAUCAUUUCAUUGUGACAUAUGGGGGAAUAUUUCUUUGGGGGAAAAGAGAAGUAUGUUUACUUUUCUGAUACACCUUACAAGUUUCCUUGGGACUAGUCAGAUGACAGAGAUUUCAGUGAUAGGACUGAGACUGUAGAGGCUAUUUACUAUGAAGUUAAUGGACCGUAGACUUUAGGGCUCCUUAUUUUCUCAGGCUGUGUCCAAGACCCUGCACCUUAUUCACAUGAUCAUAUGUAACAUUUGCAAUUAAUAUUAUUUAAACAUAAUCAGGUUAAAAUGUGCACUUCUACCCCUCUUUGUCAUGUUUCUUUUAGUGCAAAAUGGUGUUAGAGCAGGCAUGGGCAAUUUUGAAUUCUGGCUAAUGGGUUAGGAAUACAUUUAUUUUGCACUUAGUGGAAUAUAUUGGUGUGAGCCAUAUGAAACUGUCAUUUUUUGAGGUUGAAAAUGAUUGAGCAUUGACAAUUUCAUAUGGCCAACCUAGUAUUUAUGUGGUUCAAUAUUAGUUCAAUGUAUAAUGAAGUUACUUCUACUGCUCUGGUAAAGGAAUGUCUCCCUGAAAUCUUCCCACUUCUCCUACUGCUUCCCACUGACCCUACCUACAUACCCAGAAUGAUGAGUAAAAGCACAUACCAAGAGGUCAUUUUGUAAUAUGUAUGUGUCUGAGAGCAUCUGGCACCAAAGGUAUUUGGAGUCAGAGGAAACACCACCACCAUCACCACCUUGAUCUAGAAUUGGAGAGCAAUCAUAAUAACGUAUCUGACUUCCUUUCACAGGAAAAGGAGUUUAAUAGGAUGAAAAUACAUUGUCACACUGCUACGAGAUUAUAUUUCUAGGGUUAAUAGUAGAACACAUUUCAGAAACUUCAUACCAACUCAGUCUCUCUAUUUCCAUUCCUAUCUUCUCUCAAGAUAAAUGUUUAUUCUCAUCUUUCCUUUCAGGAAAAUGAAGACAGACAGGGAUCAUCAAUGAAUGAGAUUUGUCUCUUAAUGAAACUAGUAGUGGGUGGGGAAGACCUAUUCUAGGGAUAUCUUCUAGUGUUUUCUACUUCUGUUUCUCUUAAUGACAUGUUAUCCUGAUUAUUGUUUUGCCUCACCAACUGGGGUGGCCUAGGAGGUGCUACUAGAAUCAGCAAAAAUACAUUGCUUGCUAAUUAAUUCUCCUCAAACAUAAAUUCCUCAGUUUUCACAAGUAAAAUAGAUGUUUGCUCUUCCAUCCUAUGGUUUUAUCUUUUCCUUUAAUUGCAUCAGCUUUGGGGAGUCUGAGAAGCUGUAACAAAAAAAGUAAUGUUUUUCUGAUUUCUGCAUACAAUGAGUUCCUAAAUGUCGCAAAUAAUUGAGAAAAUCAAGGAAUGUCAGGUUCUCUGAAUGUCUGUUUCUCAAAGAGCUUUUCUUUAAUAAACUCUUGCCAGGGGAUGAAGUGACCUAUGAGAGUUUUUACUUGAUUUAUUCAUGACGAAUAUGGGUAUGUAGGAUGAAUAUUUAAACCUUUAAUACUAUCUUGUCUUUUGGAAUAUAACAUAUAAACGUACCUUCUUUUCUACUUUUUAAAAAUCUGGAGCAUCUAUAAUAUGGAUCAAACAUCACGAAUCAACUAAUAAAUCUCUUGCAACUCAAAAGGGUCUCAGGAUCCUCAGUGCCCAUCUGUGACUCUACUGCCUUCCUUUUAUAUUUCCCUAUUUUGGUGAAUGUGAUAACCAGCCACAGAAUCUGAGGCAUGCAAGAUGCCUCAUGAAUUAUUCACCAUAUCAGGCUCAUGAAAACCUUCCUAAUCUCUUCUCUGGAUGCCUCAGUUCCUCCUGACCUCCUAAUUAGAUAAGUCUGUUAUUCAUAAUGCAUUGUUGCAGCUAUCCUUGAAAUGUAGUUUACCCAAUUAGGAGGAUGGAAAAAGAAGAGUUUUUCUUAAGGAAAUAUAGCUUAUAUAGCAUGAUUCAAAGUCCUCUUUAGUGGACAGUCACCAUUUUAUCAUAUUAAUUCACUCAACAAAUAUUGUUAGAGUGCUUAAUAUGUGCCAGGUACUGUGUUAGGUACUAGGGAGACCACAGUACACAAGGAGACAAAAAUGCAAGCCCGCAGAGGGCUGACAAUCUCAGGGCAGGGGGAAGCAAGUAAGUCAAUAAGUAAGAUAUAUUAUAUGUCAAACAAUGACAUAUGCUGUGAAACAAAAUGAAGCAGAUUAAGGGGCUGGGAAGAAAUGGAGUAAGGUAAUGGGUUGGGUAUCUUGGAUUGUCUCCUCCAGAUCCAUUCUCCACUCUUCUGCAUCCUGCCCUCUGCUCUGGGAAGUAAAUUAAUAUGGAUUAUAUAUAUUAAUAGGCUCUCUGGAAAGAAAUUCAUGGGAGGGAGAAGUGUGAGUUCAGGGUAUUUAUUCUCUCAGCUUCUUUUUCACAGGUAGCCUCAGUCUGUCUUCCCUCCUUCAAUCAGUAUUUUUCUCAAGGCAGCCCUCUCUGUUGGACUCUUUCUGGUUUCUCUUCUCUUCUCUUCCCCUUCCUCCUUCAGGCUUGAGGAGGCAAUAGCACUCUUAUUACCAAGCCAGUGGUUCUGUAUUUUACCUUCUGUUUUAUUACAUCAUAGAACUCAUACCCUUGUAAACGGUUCUUUAUUCAACUGUACUGGUUGUUUGAAUUUAAUGUGGCACCCAUUUUGGGGGAUCCUGACUGAUACAGUUACUAGUCUGGGAAUAGGUAGUCUAGGAAUAGGUUUGACAUUAUCAGUGACAUGUGAAGGACAUGAGGAAAAAAGCCAUGGAGAUGUGUGGGGGAAAGAACCAUCUGCAUAGAAAAGCAGUAGCUUUAUUCUUGGAAUGUUGGAUUGAAAAUGAAGUGGACUGGGUGGCUGAAACGAAGUAAGUGGGAGAGAAGUAGGAAAUUAAGUCAGAGAGGUAGUAGACUUAGGUGGGAAGAUCACAGAGUGACUUCUUAGGGCAAAUACUCAGUAUGAGAUUAGAAAUUAGUGGAGGUGAUAAGUUUAUAAUGUGUCACUUUUGCUACUAUUUGGAGAAUAAUCUGUAUGGGGACAAAUCACUAUGAAAGCAGGAAGGCCUGUUAGGAGUCUGUUGACAAAGAUGAUGGUAAUUGUAGCAGCAAAGAUACUGAGAAAUGAUGGGGUUUGGGAUGUAUUUUGGCAAGAUGGGGACAGGAUUAGCUGAUGGAUAUAGGAUAUUAAGAGAGGAAUAUGGAAUUAUGCCAAGUUUAGCAACUGAGUAGAUAGAUCUGUUUUCUGUUAGGAGAAUAGUCAUUGGAGGAAGAGUUUAGGGAAGAAGAUCAGGAAUUUGAUUUUGAACCUGUUAAGUUUGAGAUGCACCAAAGGAGAUGUAUUAAGAAGGCCUUUCAUGGGAAAUGUCUAGGCUAGAGAUACAAAUUGAGGAGACAUCAACAUAUAGAUGAUAUUUAAAGUUAUGCAACUUACUGAAAUUGCCUAGGCUGUUGAUUCUCAAACUCUUUAGUUGGAUAUUUGUAAAUAUAAUUUUCACUGUGAAUGUAUGGUGGUUGGGUCAUUCCAGUCAACAUUUAAAAUCAUCCUUAGGAUUAGAUAUGUUUUUAUAAAAUAAACAUAUAUUUUAUAAUUAGCAAAUAUACUACCUAAGUAUCUAUAUAUAAGUAUAUCCAUAAAUUACUGACAUGUCUGUGUAAACUCAGGUAGACAUAUAAAGUAUGUAUAACCUAAGAACUAUGUUUGAAAAUAUUAUUUGUCUUUUUGGUGGGCACUUUUUUUGUUUGCUUGUUUUUUUGUUUUUUUGAGAUGGAAUUUUGCUCUUGUUGCCCAAGCUGGAGUGCAAUGGCAUGAUCUUGGCUCACCGCAACCUACAUCUCCCAGGUUCAAGUGAUUCUGCUGCCUCAGCCUCCCAAGUAGCUGGGAUUACAGGCAUAUACCACCAUGCCCAGCUAAUUUUGUAUUUUUUUUUUACUAGAGACAGGGUUUCUCCAUGUUGGUCAGGCUAGUCUUGAAUUCCCGACCUCAGGUGAUCUGCCUGCCCCAGCCUCUCAAAGGGCUAGGAUUAUAGGCAUGAGCCACCGUGUCUGCCUGGGCACUUUUAAAUGCUCAGAAAGUGAGAGUAAUCUAUAAAUAGGUAUAUCCAUAAAAUACUGACAUGUCUACAUAAACUCAGGUAGACAUAUAAAGUAUGUAUAACACGAGAACUAUGUUUGAAAAUAUUAUUAGUCUUUUUGGUGGGCACUUUUAAAUGUCAGAAAGUGAGAGUAAUCACUGAUUUUCCUGCCAAACAGAAUUAAAUUACAACUCUGAGAGGAGAACAUAAGGAGUGUUAUUGCAGCUAUCCUUGAAAUGUCAGUCUGCUUUUAAAAUGUGAUUAUUUUAGACCCUUUGUUUACACUAUGGCAUCUUUAUAUGUAUAAAAUUUUAAACAUUUGGGCAUUCUGUGAUUUGUCUAACUUUUAGUAUUUUGAAUAAAAGGCAAUUUGCAAUAGUAAAGAAAUCUUUAUUACCAAAAACAGUAGACUAGGAGUGAGAAGUGUGGAUUUCUAGAAUAUUUUGUCACCAAUAAGCCAUGUGAAUUUAUAAUACUGAACUUCUCUGGGCUUCGUGUUCUUUGUUUGAAAAUGAAAAGGUUCAGUUGGAUUACUGGUAUUUCCACAGUUCCAUAGAUGCCUCUCUCUCAGCUCCCAAGUAUGUCAGAGAUGCCCAGAUCCUUCUCUCUGUUUCAACCAGAUCCUUUAGCUUUUAUUUGUUCUUUGUCAGUGCUACUGAAAAGACAUUUGGAACCACAAGAUCACCAGUUAAAAAGCCUUCAUCUUGUGUAGAAAUAAAAGUUUCAAUUAGUUAUGUACCAAGUUUUUGUCAGAUUUGAGAGCUGCCUUAUGACGGAACCACUCCCUACAAAACGUAUCCCACUAGUUUUACAACUGUCUUACCAAGUAACUAUUCUUUUUCUUUUUCUUUUUCUUUUUGCCUCUGAAGAGUAGUUUAACCUUAACAUGCUUUAAUUAUAGAGUCUUAGGAUCUUACAGUUGAGACAGACCUUAGAAAUCAUCUCUUUCAGCCUCUUUCCUGAUACAGAAUGAGCACCACAUCCCUGAGACUAGUUAUUCAAAAUCUAUUUGCAGAGUGCCAGGGUCUCAUCAACUGGGAUGGUAACCCAUUCCAUUUUGUAAUAGCUUUUAUGCUUUCCUUUGUGAAGCCAAAAUAAAUAUGCUUCAAACCUCUACUUUUUGGCCAUUUUACUGUAGUGGUUUAAAAUACUAUCUGUGGUUAGCAGCUCUAAGUGUACUGUAUAUAAGAAUCACUUAGAGGGUUAAGUUGAAUAUUCCAGAACUCCAUAUUCCAAGAUUGCUUCAAUAGAUCAGGGAUGGGGUUCAGCAAAUUUAUAUCUUUAGCAAACAUUUGAUGUGAUUAUAAAUUUGAAUUGUUAUUAUAACUCAACACAUAAUUUUGUGGAUUGGAAAAUUCUGUUAUAGAAUAGUUUGUGUAAUAUGAUUCCAUUUAGGUAUGUAAUAGCAUUUAUGUAUUUAAAAAAUCUAGGGGCCGGGCGCGGUGGCUCACGCCUGUAAUCCCAGCACUUUGGGAGGCGGAGGAGGGUGGAUCACGAGGUCAAGAGAUCAAGACCAUCCUGGUCAACAUGGUGAAACCCAGUCUCUACUAAAAAUACAAAAAAUUAGCUGGGCAUGGUGGCGCGUGACUGUAAUCCCAGCUCCUCAGGAGGCUGAGGCAGGAGAAUUGCCUGAACCCAGGAGGCGGAGGUUGUGGUGAGCCGAGAUUGCGCCAUUACACUCCAGCCUGGGUAAUAAGAGCGAAAACUCUGUCUCAAAAAAAAAAAAAUCUAUUUAGGAGGAUAUCCCCAAAAUAUUAUCAAUGCUUGGUUAUUUCUGCUUGUUGUGAAAAUGGACAAUUUAUACUUCUACCUUAUUUUUACAUUCCUAAUGUAAAAAUGAUUUCUACAAUUAUUACAUAUUACUUUUAUAAUUAAAAUAUCUAAUGGACAACUUAUAUUUUUACUUAUCUUCAUAUCUUGUUUCUAUAAUGAAUAUAUAUUUAUUAGUAAAAUGAAAAAUAUUUAAUGAGUAAUUUAUUUCCCUACUACUUAUCAUAAAGUUGAUUUUGUAGAAGGUGGAGAUUUGCAUGGAUGACAGGGAUUUAUCUUGUAUGGCAACAUUCAGAUUCACACUGAGUGUUUUCAGGGUAUAUUAGUGUAAGGGUCCUUGGGUACGAUAUCCUGACCCUUCCAAUAUUCUCUAAGGGAGGAUGAUGAUAGCAUUGAUAGUCGUUUCACUAUUCAGCUCAGGCCAUUCCAUUGGUCAUUUCUUUAUUGUUCUUCUUUUUUUAAACAGUUUUACUCUGUCAUCCAGGCUGGAGUGCAGUGGCACAAUCUCAGCUCACUGCAACCUCCGCCUUCCAGGUUCAAGCCAUUCUCCUGCCUCAGCCUCCUGAAUAGCUGGGACUAUAGGCACGUGCCACCACACCCAGCUUAUUUUUGUUAUUUUUGGUAAAGAUGAGGUUUUGCCAUGUUGGCCAGGCUGGUCUUGAACUCCUGACUUUAAGUGAUCCACCCUCCUCGGCCUCCCAAAGUGCUGGGAUUACAGGCAUGAGCCAUCAUGCCAAAUCUCAUUUAUUCUUUUAACGAACAUUUACGUUCCAGGAUCUGUGCCAGUCAUGAGAGCCGGAAAGGAAAACCUGUGUACCUAAUUCCUACUAUAGCAGAGGAAGCAAAGGUGGCAAAAAUAACAGAUGUGCUGUCUAUGCACAGAGCCUGGGAAGCUCUGGGGUGGUUUUACUGAAGAGUGGCUGAAUGAGGAGAAUCUUGAAAGUGAGGAUCAGUCUUAUCCAAGCAGAUGUGGGAUGGAGAGACUUUUUCUUUGAAAGGCCUUAUGCAAAAGCUACAGAAAUGUGACCUAGUGUGUUAUAAAUGCAGAACUGUGAAUAAUUUGAAAUGGUUAGAGGACUGCACAACCAUAAGGGAAUUUCAUGAGGUAACUUUGGGUGGAUAAGCAGGAGUCCAAUUUUGCAGUAACCUAUAUACCAUUUUAAAGAGCUUGGAUAAGUAACUUGGUUGGCUUUUAUGUUAUGACAACAGUAUGGCAGGUAUAGACUGGGUGCAGUGGCUCACGCCUAUAAUCCCAGCACUUUGGGAGGACGUGGCUGGUAGAUUGCUUGAGCCCAGGAGUUCCAGACCAGCCUUGGCAAUAUAGUGAGACCUCAUCUCUACAAAUAAUAAUAAUAAUAAAAUUAGCUGAGCAUGAUGGUGUGUGCCUGCAGUCUCAGCUACUGGGUGGGAGGCAUCGCUUGAACCCAGUAGCUGGGAGGCUGAGGUGGGGGCAUCGCUUGAACCUAGGAGACUGAGGCAUAGAGUGAAGCAAGAUCAUGCCACUCACACUCUAGCAUGGGUGAUAGAGACAUUGUCCAAAAAAAAAAAAAAAAAUUGGCAGGUAUUCUGAAGUGAAUGGCUAGAGAUAGAAAGACAGAUUAGAAGAACAUCCUAAUACUAAGUAUUUUGAGGCAAGCAUUAUUAAGGGGUCAAAAAUAGUAUUUCAGCUAUUCAAGCAGGUGACAGUAUUUGCAGCAAAUAUCUCUUACUAAGUAAGAGGCAAUUGGUUUAGGAGAGUCAGAAUUAAUUCUCUUUGUAUUUGUUCAUUUCUACUCAAAGUAGGUAGUAAUUAUGUAUGACAUCUCUUAAUCUGUAAACUCUUAUCUUCUCUUUUCUAAGCACCACGAAAACCUACUAAUCUUAGCUUAAGGAAAACGAAUAACUUAAACUUCCAGUGUCUGUUAAAAGUAGUUAGUUUUGUACUCCUUGGGUUGAAGAAGGAGUUGUAUGUUAAGAAAAGCCAAUUUAGAAGACAUGUAAUUUUACAAUUACUAGUAUUCUCUUACUUGAAUUUUAAUGACGAUAGUACCACUCUUUGAAUUUUGUUAGGAGCUUUGUCCUCCAGUCUAUAAACAGCAGUUUGAAACCAUAUGAUUCUCUGAAAUCUCUCCGUAAGACCAGCUGCAGUUCAGAUGUGAUCACUCAUUGUUCUAUAAUAAGCAGCUUAGACCCAACUAGCCACCCUUUGGACUGAGACCAUACAAAGCUGUUUCUGUCCCACAUAGGCAGGAUUCCCUGCACUCCAGACUCAGCUGCAGGGCCUGCUGAAUUAAUCAAAGGGUUCUUAGACCACAUUCCCUAAAGACUAGUGAAUUUCUAUAGCGACUCCAACCCAACACUGAACUUCUUGCUCUUUUUAAAUGUUCUUCUGACAGCUGGGGACCUAAGAGCUGUCUAAGUCCUGGAAGAUAACUUUGGAAGAAUGUUCUCAAAAGUUUAUUGAUGAGAAAUGUAGAAUUACAUGUUCUUUUGGCUGUUGGAAUUUAUGAAAAAAAGUUAAUUUGCAAUUAAUAGCAUUGUUAAGCAUUCUAGAAUGUAAUAGGCACUGCAUUUAGUGCCUUACUUUCACUGUCACAUAGUUCCAGUAAAACCUUACCAGAUACUUACAAUUAUUUCUGUUUUACAAAGGAGGAAAUGGAGAGCCUGCUGGUAUAUGGAUGCCUUCUCCACUUAGGACAAGUGGUUCUCAGCUCUGGCUACACAUUGAAAUCCCCUGAAUAGCUUUUCUAAAAUUCAGAUUUCUGGGUCUAUAGCAGAUAAAUUUGAUUAAAGUUUCUGGAGGUGUGGUCCAGGUAUGAUAAUUUUAAAACAAAGGAAGCCUUCUUGAGUUGAUUCCCAUAUGCAGCUAGGGUUGACAAGCUUAGUCCUGAUGUGUCUGACACUCAUACCUUAUCAAACCGUGGUCCCUCGCUCAGCAGCAUUUGGAUCAGGUAAAAGCUUGUUAGAAAUCCAGAGUAUUGGGAUUGUCCCUGACCGACUGUAUUCAAAUCUGAAUUGUAAAAAGAUCUCUAGGCAACUGUUUGUAUUGCCUUUGCAACUUUCCUUUAAUUCCAAAGCUAUUAUAUAAUUAAAAUUGUUUAUUGGGGGAAUAAAAGAUCAUAUUUGGGAUAGAAAGGUCAAAACCUUUCCUCUAGAAACUCUUUCUAGCAAGAGAGAAAUUUAUUAAAAUGCAAUUUGCUACAAGCUGUGAUGGAAAUAAUGCAAAAUGUGCUGUCAUGGUAUAGGAGGAAAUGAAAAACCGCUGUUUAGAGGAAUUAGAAAAUUGCCAAAAGAAGGUGACUCGAAGGCAUUUCAGCCACAGAGAAAGAUAUAAGGAACAAUUUUUAAAAGUUGCUGAUAUUAAAGGAAUUUAAAAAGAAACACAAGCCUGUGCUUUGAUAAAAAUGUAAUGUUUAAUACACAUGUAUAUAUGUUUGAUAUAUCAUAAACUCUAACCAAAAACUGAGGACAUGUCUAAACUAGAAAGGUAAUAUAAUAAUUAAUGGAAGAGUUUCUUUCUCUUUUCUGGGGAAAGCAGAGUAAAUUAAUUAUUUGUAACAACACUUUUGGGGGGUGGGAAAGACCCUGUUUUGAUCAACUCUCUCUUCUUGUGGCUGUUGUGACCCUUUUCUCUCUUGAUUCAUCAGCUCCUUAGAUACACCGUGCUUAAAUUCUCUACUGGGCCCUUUCAGAUGUUUCCUUUGCAUUUACAAAGAACUUCUGAGUGUAUCUGACCCUUUAUAAUCUUGGUUACCUCAUCCUCGCUCUACAGCUAGGUUUCUGCUCAGAAUCACUUCUAAAAAGCCCUUGCUAAUUAUUUGUAGUCUCAACUGGGUACCAUUUCUUUGGGUCCCCAUAGCAUCCUGUAUACAUCACAUUGCUGCUAAUUGUCUUCUUGUCUGCUUCUCUCAUUAACCAAUAAAUACCUUGAAGGCAAGGGCUAUUUUCGGUGACUUCCAUGUCUCUAGUACUUUGCAUAGGAUUUGAUGCAAUAAAUGCUUUGAAAUAAAUAAAAGAAGUGAUAACAAAAGCCUAUUUUUGCCCUUAGUUGAUAGUAACAAGAUAAUCUUUGGAGACGGCAAUUAAAGAUUGAAAUGUUGUUAGCAUUAGGAGCUAGCAAGAAAAUUAGAGACUUCAACUUGUAUAUAACACAUGCCUGGCAUAAAGCAGAAUUUUAGUUGUGUCAAAGUGAGAACACUCUCCUUUUAUACAUGAGGGCUCUCUGAUUUAGGUCAUGUUAUAGAUAUGUGUCCCUGAGCAUACUACUAAGAGACUAUAAACUCAGAUAUGGAUAUCAUUGUUCAUAAAUUAAUAAUAAUUAUAUACCUUCCAGUUAUGAAGUGCCUAUGCAUGUUGUGUUAUAAAGUGCUUUUUACAUAUAUGAUUAUAUUUAAUUCUCUGAAAAAAUCUUAAGAGAUUUGUAUUACAUUUGGGGACACAGAUUUGGACUCAGAAAUGUAUAAUUAUAAAACACAUACUUAUCCCCUAGCUAGUGUCUUUUUUGCUCUGUCCUGUUGCCUUUCUUUAAGAAGCAGCUAACACCCCUUCUAUUUGUCUCUUCUGGGAGAUUACAUGGUUAGGAAUCAAGAACUUGCCUUUUGAUCAGUAAUUUACUGUGUGAUUAUAUAUAAAUCACUGAGCCUCUCUUUCUCAGUCUACAUGUUUAUAGAAUGGGCCUAUUGAACUAUAUCAUGGAUUUAUUCUUAUGCAACAUAUAUUUGAAAGGCUACUAUGUGCCAGACACUGUUCUAAAUGCUGAAGAUAUAGCAUCACAAAGGACAGACAAGAACCCUAAUUUCACAGAGCUUUCAUUCUGGCAUAUCAGGCUGAAAAUAAACAUAUUGAAUAAAAUCAUGCAGUGAUUACCAUCAUGAAGCCGAUAAACAGAAAAACAAAGAAUAAUGUGGCUGGAGUGUCCUGGAAUGUGGGAGACAUCUAUGGAUGAGGUGGUCUGGAAAGUUUGCCCUGAAGAACUAACAUUUGAUAUCUGAGAACAAAACAAUAGUCAGCAUGAAUAUAUUUGAGUGUGUAGAGUUGAAGGCUGAAGGAGGCUCAAGGGUGGAAAUUCUAAGGCUAUGAAAAUUUUGCAUGUUGGAAGACCACUAAAAGACCAGUAUAGCUGGUGGGAAAAGUGACAGGAGACAAGGUGAGAUGUUGGCAGGUCUGGAUCACGGACUUAUAGUCAAUGGUUUCAGACCCUUUCUCAAACACGGAUGGGCAGACACUCUGCGGAAAUCCACAAUAAUUUUUUCACAUCUUUGAUACAUUCGAUACUUUUGAUACUUCCUUCCAAUUCUGUGAUAUCUUUCAUGGUUUUAGAAAAUCUUUCUUUGUGAGUAGUUUCCCAGAAUAGACACCAGAAACUUGCUUCAACGUUUUUUUUUUUUCUUUUAUGAAGUCUUGCUCUGUCGUCCAGGCUGCAGUGGAGCGGUCUGAUCUCGGUUCACUGCAACCUCUGCCUCCCGGAUUCAAGCGAUUCUUUCUCAGCUUCCCGAAUAGCUGGGAUUACAAGCAUGCACCACCAUGCCCAGCUAGUUUUUUCUAGGCCAGCUAGUUUUUCUCCCUUUUAAGACAUGAUAUACAUUUUUAAUUAUACAUUGCUCAAAAACUAAGAUUGGAGAUGCACAUUUGUUGUUUCAUUGGGAAAUUUUGAGAAAUUGAAGCUAAAUCCUUGAAAUAACCAUUAUAUCUAGGUGAUGGUUAUAUGAAGUUUUAUUGUGUUUUUCUGUCUACUUUAUCUUUUGAUAUAUUUGAUUUUCUACAUAAUAAACACUUAAAAAGAAAACAUUAUGUGUUAGUCUAAUGUAACCCUGUGACCUAGGUUAUUCACUGGGCUUCUUUUAGCUUCAGCGUCCUUAUUUGUAAAAUAGAAAUCAAUGCCUCAUAGGGUUAGGAUUUUAUCAGGAAAUGAAUGCUCUAGUGUUCUAGUGUGGACUUUAACGUACUGUUCACAUGUUGAGUAUUAAUUAAAAAGGACUUUGUAAAAGUGUCACUCAAUAUUGAGUAACCUAAAAAGAAAGAGAGAGAUUUAUAUAAUUGUUUUUUGUAUUAGAAUAAUGUAGGUCAUGGAAUCCGGAAGAGGGGAUGGACUGCCUUUAGGAGGUGGUCACUUAAGAAAUGGUGGAAUGAAAGUAAGCCUAACUUGGGGCAAGAAACCCUUCAUUUUCUGUGUUAGAGAAGAGAAUAGUGAACUUAGUUAAAUAUAGAUAUUGUUAGGCCAUUUUUACAUUGCUAUAGAGAAAUACCUGAGACUGGGUAAUUUAUAAGUAGGUGUAAUGGACUAAUGGUUCUGCUAUGCAGGAAAUAUGGUACAGGAAUUUUUUCCUGACCCCUUCGCAGCCCUUGCAACAGGGGUGCCUUGCUUACUCAACCCAUAGCUCUCAUCCCAUCGCAGGAGGGGGAGAUUCCAGUGAGUGGGUGCAGGAGUUUGGGCAAGUGCUUCUGAGCACCAGCAGGAGCAAAACUCUGUGUGGGUCCCUAGGGCAGCAUCUGCUGUGGAGUACUCAUGACCCCUGAAGCCCUAGAGGGCAUGUGUUACAGUAUGCUCUUUUAGCUUUGCUGUGGCAGAUGGCUUAAGUGUUAAAUAGCUCAGUGGGCCCUCUGUCCUUUUGUGUGAGGUGAUUGCUUUCUGCCAGUGAGAGCAGAGGGUAAGUAUGACAGCCUUUAGCAUGGCACCUGAGCUCUUUUUUGGCAUCCAGGAAAAAUCAGAUCACACAAACAAAUUGAAGGGUGAAUACAGAGGACUUUAUUGCUGAUGGAAGUGGCUCUCAGUGGGAAGGGGAGUUGGAAAGGGGAGGGAGCACGAAGGUAUUCUUGCCCUGAAGUCCAGUCAUCUCCUGCUGGACUCUUCUCCAAAGUCAUGCCAUCAAGAUGUCCCUCUAAAAUCACACUGCCUCUCUCUGACAUUCAACUGCUGCUUCUUUUCUCCUCUUCUCUGCUCUCUGCAGUGAAGCCUGGGGUUUUUAUGGGUACAGGAUGGGGAUGGCGUGGGUCAGGGUGGUUUUGGAAAAGGCAACAUGUGCAUAGGAAACCAAGAAUGAAUGUCCUCACUUUGGGCCGUGGUUCCAGGUUCAAGCAGGGGGCUUCACCAGGGACCAUGCCCUUUUCUGCCCAAAAUUAUUUUUGCAUCUUGUUCCUGUCACUGGCAUCUACUUGGCUUCUGAGGAGGACUAAGGGAGCUUUUACUCAUGGCAGAAGGUGAAGUAGGAGCAAGCACAACACAUGGUGAAAGCAGGAGCAAAAGAGAGAGAGUGGAAAGGUGCCACACAAUUCUAAACAGCCAGAUCUCAAGAGAGCUCACCAUCACAGGGCAGUGCCAAGGGGAUAAUGCUGAACCAUUCAUCAGAAAUUCAAUCCUGUCAUCCAAUCACCUCCCACCAGGCUCCACCUCCGCUACUGGGGAUUAUAAUUCAACAUGAGGUUUAGACAGGACAACAUUCAAACUAUAUCACAGAGGUUAACUGUUUCUUGGUUGGGAGACAGUCUUAAUACUAUCUUACUUAAUAUCAGUUUUGCAAGUGAGGUUUUUAAAAAUUAGAUCAGUUGUCACUGGAGAAAGGAGACUAGACUGGCUUCUCAGGUCGUCUCAUGGGAAUUUAUAUCUGCUAUAAAGGAUUGAUUUUCAGAAAAUACAUGAUGAAAACUUAAUUCUAACUAAUAAUAGAUAACAAUUUUUUCAGAGUUUACUAUGUGCCAAGAAAUGUAGUUUUUAAUAUAAAUUAUCACAUUUCUUUCUCAAAAGUACAUAAUUAAAGAGUGCUAUUUUUUUUUCAUUACAUGGAUGAGAUAGGAAAUUAUGGCUCAGAGAGGUUAACACUUUGCCUAAAGUCGUAUAAACUAAACAAGGGAUAGAACUAAGACUAGAAAUUGCUAGUCUAACUCUCUGACUUGUGGUUUUUGUUAUACCAUAUUAAAUUCUUUAUAGCAAUUAUUUCAGCCUAGGCUCUUAGCAUUUUUUUUUGUUUCCUUACCUUUUCCUUUAUACUCUUUAGUGUGCUAUAUGAGCAGAUAUAUUUGAGAUUUUAUUAUAACAGUCCGAAAAGUCCAUUUUUAGAAGUAGAAAGAACAUAAACAAAAAUAUAUAAAUACAAGUAAGUAAUUAAAUAUUGGGUUAGUUAUGGCUAGAGCUGCCAUAACAAAUAUCAUAUACUUGGUGGCUAAAAGUAACAGACUUUUAUUCUCUCACAGUUCUGAAGGCCAGAAGUUCUAAAUCAAUGGUUGGUUUCAUUAGGCAGGGUUGGUUUCUUCAUGAUUCUCUCCUGGCCAUUGGUGGUGGCUGGCUGUUCUUGGCCCAUGGCGCCAUGACUCCAGUCUGUGUCUAUAUUUUCACAUGGCUUUCCUCCAUGUCUCUUUGUGUCUUAGAUCUCUCUUUCCUUUUAUAAGGACACUGAUCACUAGAUUUAGGGCUCACCCUAAAUCCAGGAUGAUAUUAUCUGAAUUCUUUUUACCUUGUUAAGUACAUCUACAAAGAGUCUAUUUCCAGAAAAGGUCACAUUCACAGGUACCAGGGAUUAGGAUUUAGACAUAUCUUUUGGGGACCACUAUUUUUAAAUCUUACUAUUUUAAGCUUUUGUAUUAAAGAAACAGAUGAAAGAGUACAAUACAAACUUGGAUUUCAGAUCAUCUCAAUUCACAGAUUACUUAGUUUUAAGUGUGUUUUAUAGAGGGAUGUUAUUGUAUAUACAUUAUCUUAAUGUCACAGAUAUCCAAUGAUUUUAGACUUAAAUCCCAUUUUCUGUUCGCUACUUCUCUAGUAAAAAUGUAUGCUGAUCUAUAUCUUUUUGUUAUUCCCAGGAUAUACUAUUACAUAUGUACAUUUAGUUCCUCUCACUUGAAAAUUUGAUAUUUGAAAUUUCUUUUAAGAGACUCUAAAUGGUAAAAAUAUAACACAUAUUUCAGUCCUAAAACAGUUACAUAGAAUGUUUCAUGACAUAAAUUCUAGCACUAAAUUUAGUGAAGAGAUAAUGAAUUCAAAAGAUUGUCAUGGCAAAGAAAAUGUAAUAAUAUUUGGUGAUUGACUAAAAUUGGAAACACCUUAGGGAGAAAAGGCAAAGACACACUAAAGUUGACAUAAAAAAAAUCUGGAUGUUAUUCUCAGCAUUUUGCAAAUUCUGUUCCUCUACAGAGUGGAACAGCAAAAAAAAAAAAACAUCUAGAGAAUAAAAUGCAUGGAAAGGUAACCACAGCCUGUUGAUUGUUAAGCACCCUGGAGAGGGUGGUUCAUGAAGAAAUGUGGACAGCAAAUUUGGAAAGUGCUUUUAGAGAUAAAAUAUGAAAAGCCAUCAAUAUGUUUUAUUUUUUUGACACAAACUUAAAAUGUUUGUUUUUAGACAGUUUAGUGGCACAUUGGGGGGAGAUGUUAACUGAGCAAUAAAAGCUAGUAGUGUAUGUUCUCUGGUCUGAUAGGAUCAUGACUAUAGUUUAUAAGGUUGCAGUAAAAGAUUCUUAAAGUGAAUUACAAAAAGAUGCACAUCUACUUAAACUAUUUUAUUUUAACUAAAAGCUUAUACAGAUGUAUUUAUCUGUGAAACUUCUUGUAAAUUAAGGCUUUUCUUUGAGCAUGAUUCUGCUAAUUGGAGUUCUACAAAGACUUUCUUAUGUGACGAAUACCCAUUACAGAUAAUCCCAUUACUUCUUCAAAGGGUGGGAGAACUUAGGGACACCUAUACUGUGAUCUAAGUACAAAUUUCUUCUAUGUUUUAAUAAUUUCCUCUCAACUUUUUAUUUUUUAUUUUUGAGACAGAGUGUCUCUCUGUCGCUCAGGCAGGAGUGCAGUGGCGUGAUCUCGGCUCACUGCAACUUGCACCUCACAGGCUCAAGCAAUUCUCCUGCCUCAGCCUCCUGAAUAGCUGGGACUGUGGGCAUGUGCCACCACACUGGCGAAUUUUCGUAUUUUUAGUAGAGAUGAGGUUUCACCAUGCUGGCCAGGCUGGUCUUGAAUUCCUGACCUCGAGUGAGGCCCUGCCUCAGUCUCCCAGAGUGCUGUGAUUACAGGUGUGAGCCACCAUGCCUGGCCUUCUCAAUCUUUUAUAGCCUGGCACUCUCAACCUUUUAUAGCUGUCUUGCCUAUACAUAAUGUGGCAGUAGGGAGUAAAUACCUGACUAAAUUGUGAUUUGAUUAGAAAGGAGGAAUGAGGAUGUAGGCUUGUUAGGCAGCCAACUGGUUUUAUUACAGUAAGCAUAUGAAAUAAUUAGUGGAAGAGAACUACUUGAAUAUCAGUGGGCAAAGUCAAGUAAUUCUGAGUGUUCAGAUAGCUGUGGGCACCAGUAGGUGUGGUUGACACUUUAAUGGAGUGAAUCAGUCUGGUGAGUGGUGAGCUGGUUAAGUGGAACUUUGUUUUGAGAACAUCUAUUCUUCUAAUUGUGCUUUAAAAGUGUUGUAAAAAGCUCACAUAGAAUUUGAGGGGAAAGGAUUUGCAGAGCCAAUUAGAUAUCAGUAAACUUUCAAGGACAAGAUAGUAGAGGGAUUUAUGGUGAGUGCUUGUUUGUUUUGCGGGCUUAAGAAAUUAUUAAUUCCUGGCAUUUAUAUCACAGACUGAGAUGAUGAGAGAGACAUUUCCAGAAUUGAUUUCAGAUCAUGAGAGAACAUGUCUGUGACCAUUGGGUCAUUCAGUUAUGCAGCUAUUCUUGGGUGGUCUUUUCCUUGAUGGCCAUUCUCAUCUCAAUUGAGUGCAGGUCAGAGACUGAUUAUAGACAUGACAUUCUUGGAUUGUUUAAAACUGUACUCAUUGCAAAUAUACACAUGCACAUACAUAUGUACACACAGAUACAUAUACACACAUAUAUGUACAUAUACACACAUUUAGUUUAAGAUCAAAUUCUUUGAACAGGUAGGUCUUUCAAAAUAAAUAGAUAUGUCUUGCAAUAUGCUUUUUUUUUAAAAAAAAUAAAGGUAUAGCUUUGUUAUUACAAAACAAUUAGGAUCUUAUUUUCAUGAGUAGUAAAUUUUAUGCCAAAACUCUGAGCAAUGCCUAUAAAUCUCUCUCUUCUUUAAAACCACAGAGUAUGUACUUCAGGCUCUGACAAAGUUACACUUUUUGCUAACUAAGUGUGGUUUUGAAAAAAUUGUAUCCUUUGUUGUUUUCAUGACCAGUUUGUAGAGCUAACUGUGAAGCAGAUGGACCCCCUCCUCUCCAAGCAGUUAUGCAAGACCGUUUCCCUAAAUCAUUACCAUCACACCACUCUCCUAAGCAUUUUGCACUGUUUGCCAGUUGCUCCUGCUGUCACAAAAGAACACUUGAAAUGGUUUUCAAGAUCAUUUUUCCUUUACUGAUUUUCACAAAUCCUUCCAACAAGCUUCACUACACACCUUAGGUAGCCCGUGAGGUUUCAAGGAGACUAUGAGAGGACAAGAAAUAGGAUAGAAUGGUAUCUAGGAAGCCAGGGGAACAAUUUUUUUUUUAAAGAAAUAAUAAGCAUGGUUAAGUGCUGAAGGGUUAAGUAAAGUAGUGACUAAAUAUGAUAAUUGGAUUGAGAGUUUGGGGAUUACUGUUGCCUACUGAAAAUAGUUUCAGCUGGGUGGUGAAUAUAAACUGAGUUGAUGUGGUUUCACCAGCAUUUAUGAAAUGAGAAAAUGUGAAUAUUGUAUGCAGAACACUCUAUCAAGAAGGGUAGCUGUGAAUAGAAAGGGGCAGGAUUUCAUUUAAGAUGAAAAAGUUGCAAGUGCAUUUAUAAAGAAGUCCAUAAAGAGGGGUAGAAGUUUAGAAGAGAGGAGAAAAUGAAGUACUUUGGUCUUAUUCCCUCUUCCUUAAAGUACUUCUAUUCAUUCAUUCAAAUCCUUAUUAAUAAUACUUCUUGAAUGUACUGAAUGUGUCACUCUGUCUGAUGUUACAGAAAGAGAGCUAUAAGGUCAUGUUCAUGCUCUUUGGAAUUUAUAGUUUAAUGCUAUAACCAAAGAUAUGAAUAGGGGUCAUUUCCGCUUUGAGCAUGUUCUUUAGUAGAGUUUAAUAUGGCCUAUUUUUAUGGAGGGUCAUGAUUUAAUAGACCUAUCUAGAUAAAUCACAGAGUGGAACUUCCUUUUAACCUUGACAACAAAACCAGAAAUAAUUCCUGUCUUAUAGGCUCUAGUCCCAAGCAAUAUUUUAUCGGGAUUUUAUUAAAAUGAUGUAGCUUAACCCAGGGUAGGGUUAAAUCCAUGUAAUGACCAGUUGUGUUAUAAUGGGAUGGUUGGCUUGAGCCCAAAAAUAACUUUACAAGGCAUUGCAGAAAUCUCUAGGUUAAAGGGAUCUCCUGAUGAGUCAAGUAAUGCCUCCUAAUGCUUACUACAGUAGUCGUUUAGUGGCUUCUAGAUUUAAGUAUAAACAAAUUUUUAAUGAAGACCAGGUUUUUAGAAUUUUUUACAACAGUAAUCUUCUUACAUGGUGUAUAUUUGAUAAAUCUUAGUACAAAAAUUGUUUUACUUUUAGAGAGGGCAUUGUUCUUUACAGCUGAUAAAGCACUGCAGUAAGCAUCAUUGCUCUUGAUUCACAGUAUUGCUGAUCCAUAGGCAGAGGAAGUGCUGUUAUUAUUUUAUCACAAAUAAGAAGAUUGGGACUCAGAAAAAUUAGUAACAAUAGCUGACAUGUUGAGGACUUUUACAUCAGGCAUAGUGUUAAGAAAUUUAUGCUGUCAAAGUUAUUAUUAACUGAAUUUUGUUGUUGAGAAAAUUGAGACGAGGUUAAGUAACUAAUUCAAGUGUAUGUGACUGGCAAGUAACAGAGCCAUAGAACAAACCCGGGAAGACAGACCCAACAGCACUCUGAGCUCCUAAUUGUAAUGCUGUACUGCUUUUUUAGGGUCUUCACACAUAAGUAGUUUUUUUUUUUUCUUCUUCUUCUAUAGGUCUUGCAACUUCUAAUAAAAACAAACUGUCAGGAACAAUGCAUUUAUUAUGUAAUAUAGUUAUCUAAAUAGUCUCCAAAAUGUCCAAAAAAGUCGGUGAACUAACUUAAUGUCGUCAUGUUUUAAUUGGCACAGGUGUAGUUUCAGCUUCUAGUCGGUGACUAUUUCAAAGCAUUUUCUUUUUUUUAGAGACAGGGUCUUGCUCUGUCCCCCAGGCUAGAGUGCAGUAGUGUGAUCAUGGCUCACUGUAACCUUGACUUCCCAGGCUCCAGUAAUCUUCUCACCUCAGCCUCUCGAGUAACUGGGACUAAAGAUACAUGCCACCAUGCCCAGCUAAUUUCUUUUUCCAUUUGUUGUAGAGACGCAUUUUGCCAUGUUGCCCAGGCUAUUCUAGAAUUCCUGAUCUCAAGCAGUCUGCCCACCUGGGCCCCUCAAAGUGCUGGGAUUCCAGGCAUGAACCACCAUGCCUGGCCUCAAAGCAUUUUUGUUUUUUGUUUUAAUUGAAGAAUUGAUAGUCAUUAUCUACUGACAUGAAUUAUGAAACUUACUAUCAACUGGAGUCAGCUUAUGUUUAUUUUCCUAUGAAAAUAUUCUAGAUGUAGUAGAUACCAAAGAAAUAAAAUUCAAUGUGGAAGCAAUUUAUUGUGAAACUUUUGGGAAACUCAUGAAUUUAUAAAGCAAUUGAGAAACUUGUUAUUCAAAAUACUUCUUUUAAUGAAACUGUUAAUUGAUAUAAUAGGGGAGAUAUUAAUGUUACACAAUUUCUCUGAUACUAUUUUAAAAUAUAUUUAAGAGAAAUGCUAAACACGUUGAAUAAUAAUCUGCUUUUAAUAGAUUCAGUGUCAGACCCAGAAUAUCAGGAAGUUAUUGGCCAUACUUGUAACUAUUAACUGAAGCAUUGGCCUUUUAACUGCCUUUACCAACUAACAGGCCCCACUGAAACAUGUCAUCCAUCCAGUAAUUGCUGGAGUAUGAUAUGAAUCUUGCCUCAUGAUUUGAAUGUAAUAUGUUGCUGAUAUUACUCAGUGUUCAUGUAGAUUAAACAUAUAUUUAUGAAAACACCAAUUCCAGUCCCAUAAGGAUGGGUAUAAGGAGGAUGUUUCAGAUAAAAGCAUAGUCUUGAAUUUGCUUUCUAGCUAUGUAUCUGAAAUAAACAAGCAGAAUAUCAGAAUACUGAAAGGUAAAAAUGAAGAGUUACAAGGUUUUAUUUUGAAAUAAUUAUAAUUCCAUAAGAGUUUCAAAAAUACAAGAGACGUCCCAUAUACUCAUCACCUAGCUUCUCCACUGGUAACCUCUUACCUGACGAUAGUACUACUCUGGGACUUGAGCACCUGUGGAUUUUGUUAUCUGUAGGGGGUCCUGGAACCAGUCCCUCUCUGACACCAAAAGAUGACUGUACUUUAUCUUCUAUCAGUAAAUGAUCUAAAGCAACAGUUGCCUAAGUAUGAACCAAUUUUGCAAACAUUGAAAAGUAAUACCUUUUUCUCAAUAGUAGAUGGAAAUUAUUGAAACUUCUGACAUAUCAAAAAGUGAAUAUUAAAAUCUAUUUCAAAAAGAAAACUCAUUCACAUUUCAUCUUAAAAAAACAAAUUAACUCUGAAUGCAUUCAAAGUUUUAUUAUUAUUUUAAACUUUCACAAUUCAAACAAUGUCUCUACAAAUGCAUGAUUUUAAUGUAUCAUGUUCUGUUUAUGCAUUAUCAGUUGACAGACAUUUGGGUUGUUUCCACUUUUUGUCUAUUCUGAAAUAUGCUGCUCUGAACAUUUGCAUACAAGUUUUUUAUGGACAUAAUUUCUCUUGGGUAUAAACCUUAGAGUGGAAUUACGGGGUCAUAUGGUAACUCUAUGUUUAAUAUUUUAAGGGCUUGUCAAACUGUUUCCCAAGUGGCUGCAGUAUUUUACAAUCCCAUCAACAAUAUACGAGGGUCCCAAUUUCUCCUCAUGCUUGCCAAUGAGAAAUGCUUGUUAAUGUGUUGUAAUUUUAACCAUCCUAGUGGGUGUCUAGUGUCAUCUCUUUGUGGCUUUGAUUUGCAUUUCUCUGAUGAAUAAUGAUAUUGGGUAUCUUUUCAAGUGCUUAUUAAGUAUCUGUAUAUCUUCUUUAGACAAAUGUGUACUCAGAGCUUUUGCUCAGUUUUUAAUUGUCUUUUUAUUGUUGAGUUGUUCUCUGUCAGAUGUAUGAUUUGCAAAUAUUUUCUUCCAUUCUGUGGAUUGCCUUCACUUUCUUGAUGCUGUCCUGUGAAACAUAAAAUUUUACAUUUUGAUGAAAACAUUCGAUGAUGUAUUUAUUUUUCUUUUAUUGUUUUUCUGUUUGGUUUCUUUCUUUUUUUUUGAGAUGGAUAAGAAAUAACCUAACAAACCGUAAGUUAUUGGUCAAUUGGGUUUCAUAAAGGGAGGUUUCUUCAAGUGGUCAGGAAGCCAAGGAAGAAAAAGAAAUACAUAUGGUAGUCUAACUUGUUGAUUAAGUCUUUAAAAGUGCUUUUACAUAUCUUUCUUUCUUUUUUUUUCCUUUUUUUGAGACAGCCUCGCACUGUCUCCCAGGCUGAAAUGCAGUGGCACAAUCUCGGCUCACUGCAACCUCCGCCUCCUCGAUUCAAGUGAUUCUCCUGCCUCAGCCUCCCAAGUAGCUGGGACUACAGACAUACGCCACCAAACCUGACUAAUUUUUUUUUUUUUGGUAUUUUUUAGUAGAAAUGGGAUUUCACCAUAUUAGACAGGCUGGUCUCAAACUCCUGACUUGUGGUCUGCCCACCUUGGCCUCCCAAAGCUCUGGGAUUACAAGCAUGAGCCACCGUGCCUGGCCUGUUUGGUUUCAUAUGUGGGAAACUAUUGCCUCAAUCAAAGUUAUGGAAAUUAUGGCUAUGUUUUCUUCUAAGAAUUUUACAGUUUUAACUGUUUCAUUAAGGUCUAUAAACUAUUGUCAAUGAAAUUUUGUGUAUAAUAUGACAUAAGGGGUCCAACUUCAUUAUUUUACAUGUGGAUACCCAGUUGUACCAGCACCAUUUGUUCAAGACUAUUAUUUACCUAAAGAUUUGUCUUGGCACAUUUGCAAAAAAUCAAUUGAAUACAAAUAUAAGGAUUUAUUUCUGGAUUUUCAAUUCUGCUUCAUUUAUGUAUAGGUCUAGAUUUAUGCCAGGGCUACACUGUCUCAAUUACUUUAGCUUUGUAGUAGAUUUUAAAAUUGGGGAGUGAGUGUGUCUUCCAUUUGUUUUUAGUAUUAUUUUGUCCACUUUGGGUUCCUUAUAUUUCUAUACGAAUUUUGGGAUCAGCUUAUUAGUUUCUUCAAGAAAGGCAUCUUUUAAUAAGGAUUUGCAUUAGAUCUGUAUAUUAAGUUGGAGAAUAUUGUCAUUUUAACAAUAUUAAGUCUCCAGUGUAUAAACCUAGGAUAUCUUUACCAGAUCUUCUUUAAUUUCUUUUAACAAUAUGUUUUUAGUUUUUAGUGUACACAUUUUGCACUUUUUUUAUUACAUUUGUUUUACAUAGUUUCUUCUUCAUGUUAAUUUUAUUUUCAAAUGGUUCGCUGCUUAUGUGUAGAAAUAGAGCCAAUUUUUAUAUAUUCACUUUACUGAACUUUUUUAUAGUUGUCAUAGGUUUCUUUAUUGUUUUUACUGGAAUGUCUAUAUAUGGGAUCUUGUUAUCUGUGAAUAGAGAUAGUUAUAGUUCACCCUUUUCAAUGUUGAUGGCUUUUAUUUUUUUUCUUAACUAAAUUUGAAGAUUUGAAUUUUACAGUAUAACAAGUUUAAUUGUAACAAAUUUUUGAAAAACAUGAUUAUAUUUAUUUGGGCAUCUGUUCCAAUACACAUUUUCUGUACAACAGUAGAUGAACCUGGAGAAUAAAUCAUCCUCAUUUUGUAACACAGAUGUCAGCAAAUAUUUAUUGAAUGCAACAUUAUUUCCAGGAAUGUACUAGGCAUUGUACAGUUUAGAAAGAAAUUGGGCUUUGUCUACAAACUUAAUUUCAUAGAGAAGCCAGAACAUGCUUGAAAUUGCUCCAAGGAAAAUAUAGUACUGAAUACAAAUUUAGUGGAUAUUGGUGAAACUAAUAUGAUGUUUCACACUAAUGUAAGUAUUAGGACUAUGGAAAAGGCAGAAAAUAGCCUUAUUAUUUUAAAAAAUGGUUGGAAUUUGACAAUUAGCUCUUAGAUGAAUAAAUCAGAGGAUGGAAUAUAGUUUGAGUAGGACUUAAAAAAAGAAGACUAAUUCAAAGUAUUAUGAUUAGGCAGAUAUAAAAUGGAAAGUUUAAUUUUAAUGAAACUAGAAAAGAAGGAUAAGGAGGAGAGAACUUUUGAGAAAGUUAGACAAGAAAAUAAGACUUGAUGAAAGAUUGAUUAUGGCAGAAUGAAGGAAAGCAAAAGAUAAAAAAUAUGAGAGGCAGUCCUAUGAAUUGUCCAGCGUCCGAAAGCUAUGAGUGAUAAAACUAGUACUUAAAAUAUACCCUUCUGACUCCAAACCCUAUGUUUAUACCAUGCUGCAUUUCAGGAGUAACUGUGAGGGGUAGUAGGCUUUAAUACAUCCUCCCAAAUUUCAAAUUGCAUACCAUUAAUCCAACUAAUGUUCCUAAGUAGGAAAAAUGUUAAAUUUUUUACUGAAGUGCACCUUAUAGCACAAUAAUAUAAACUCUUGCUUCAUGCGUUCUAGAGGUUAUAGACAAGGAUGCUCAUAAGUAGAAAUACAUUUUUAAAAAUAUAAAUAUAUUUUAAUAUAUUUAUAUUAAAAUUUACAUUAAUAUAUUCCAGUCUUCAAUAUGAAACUUGUGCAUUCAUUAGAUUUUUGAGAUUGUGUUACAUCAAUUUUAACAUCAAAAUGUAAUCAUACUACAGGAGCAAAUUAUGCUUUUCUUCAAUCAUUUAAUGUGAGAAUUCCUGUACAUACUUCAUGUAUUAAUUUCCUCAUUUAUUCAGUAAAUAUUUGCUUCAUAUUUACUCCAUUCCAUUCCCCAUGAGGAGAAAUUAUGGCUUUGUUAAGCAAAGAAGGCAACUUGCUUCUUAUACUAGCUCUGUUUCUCUUAACUAUCCCAUUUUUUUUUCCUCUGGCACUUUUCCUUGCUUGCCAGAGAAAAUCUGAGUUUGCACUGAGGUUCUGGAGCCCUGUCAAAUUAGCUCUCUUUUCACUUCUGGAUGUAAACCAAUUUGAAUGAUAAAUUGCAUCAUCAUCUGUAAUGGUUAAUUUUAUGUGUCAACUUGACUAGGUCAUGGUGUGCCUCCACAUUUGGUCAAAUGUUAUUCUGGAUGUGUCUGUGAAGGUGUAAGUAUGAGAUUGACAUUGAAUUGAAUAAAGCAGAUUGCCCUCUCUUAUGUGGGUGGGUCUCAUCCAAUCAACUGGGGUGUGAAUAUAACAAAAAGGUUGAGUGACAUGGAAUUUCUUCUGCCUGGCUGCAUGAGCUGGAACAUUGGUCUUUUUUGGCCUUCAGACUUGGACUGAUAUCUUAUUGGCUCUUCUUGGAUCUUGAGCCUGAAGGAUUUUGGACUAGAACUUACUCCAUUGGCUUUCCUGAUUCUCAGGCCUUUGUACUCAGACUGAAACCACACUGUCAGGUUGCUGACGAUAGAUCUUGGGAUUUCUUAGCUUCCAUAAUUGCAUGAGUCCAUUUGCCCAUUCCUUGAAUUUCUUCUCUCCCUCUUACUCACUCACUCUCUUACACACACACACACACACACACACACACACACACAGUUCUGUUUUUUGGAGAGCCCUAAUAGUCACAUGGCUUAUAAUACAUUUAAAUUUACAUUUAUGUUUUAGUAAGGUUUCAGUAUGACCACAUAUCUUCAGUCUUCAGCCUCACUAUUGAGGAACUGAUGUAGGAAAAUGUUAAGUAUAUAAAUGCCAAAAUUCUAUAUUCAUUAUACAUUGAACUUCCAAGAAAAUGCUGCAAAGUAGAAGUGAAGAAGUUUUCUAAUUCACAAAACAAGAUGCCACUGAUGUAGCACUUAUAUAUACUUAUAAUACAUUUCUAAUUUAAAUUAAACCAUUAAAUAAAGUCAUUUUCCCCACUGAAAUUGAUCGAUAAGGUUUUGGCAGAAACAUGAGAUAAUUUUGUAUGCAAAACUCAUGAUAAACGAUAAACCUGGAAAAUUCAUGGGAUAAUAAGUAAGUAGGUACACAAUGGCAGAGUAACACACUCUGAGUAUUUACUAUCUGGCAAAUGCUUUAUGAGGUUCUUUACAUGAAUUAUUCUAGGAAAAGACUUGGUAGGGAUAAGGAAAACUUAAAUCUGUAAUGGGAAAUACUAAAUAAAAAAUGAAAGCUGACAUUUAUCAAGUGCUCACUACAUGCCAGUUUCUAUAUUUUUUCUGUUUACUAACUCAUUUAUCCUCACAACAGGUUAAGAUGAUCUUAUUUUAACCCUACAAGUGAAUAAAAUGAGACACAGAGAUUUUAGUUAACUUGCAAGGCCACUCUCUGGGAAACAGUGUCUUGGUGGAGCCACUCCACUCCAUUUUCCCUUAGAAAUCAUUGCCAUGUGCUGCCCAUAGGGGCCUGAGUUGAAGCUGCAUAUUGCCUCUGAGCAAACAGUGCUUUAGCAAAGCUACUGCAUCUACUCAUUGUAGUCACUGUGCCUGAGCUUAGAUAGCACCCUGCAUUCCAGAGAAAAGAUGCCUUGGCUGCUUACAGCAGUCAAAGCUGUCUGUGCCUGAGCUGAAGCAUUAUCAUGGCUCCUGGGAAAACAGUAUCUUGAAUGCCCAGAGUAGACAUGCUCCACUCGUCCUUAUGACUAUCUUGAAGUAGCACCAUUCCUCCUAGGAAUUGGUGCCUUGGCCUCCCAGAGUGGUCAUGUACCCUUAUACUCAAGCUGAAGAGGUGCCCUGUAUCCCAGAGAAACAGUGCUUUGGUCACCCAGAGCAGACACCUUACCCCUCCUACCCCUACAGAGGACCUCACUAAUGAAGUUAGUUACAUAAUACCUCCUGAGAAACUGGUGCCUUGGCCAAGAAGAACAGCUAUGCAUCCCAGGACAGAGCUAACAUGGUACCCUGAGUCCCAAAGAAACAGUGCAGUGGCUGUACUGAGACACCUUGUCCUACAGAACAAAUAGCGCUAGGACCCUGGUUCCCUGGAGCUGGACUAGCCAUCUAGAGAUGAACUGCUGAGAAAUUUCUCUACCCAGGGAGUAGCGUCAUAGCUGUGCUGCUCCUUACUCCCCAGGACCCAAGCAACAGCUACACUACACCAUUCUGGGGUCAUUGUUGACACUACAUUUGACUUCAUAGAGUCUGGGAUACGGCCAGUUUUCCCAUCUCAGAGUCCAGAGUCACCACUACAUGGUGCUUUAUCCCCCCAGGAUCUGAGUUGUCUCUGAGGCCUGUGGGUUCUGGUUCCCAAACUCCCCAGGUCCAAACCUUCAGAGCAUUUCAGGGGCAGAAAUGCCCUGGUGGUUUGGACCUGGGGAGCAGAGUAGGGCUAGGAGAGAGUCUCAGCUACAACCAAAUUCCCUUGGUCUGAAGUGCUAGGGGUGCCUCAGAGUCAUGGAUGCUACCUCUGUGGGCAGUCUACAUCCAACACUGUCACAGAGAGUGAAUCUGUACCCCAGGACCCAUAUGCCACAGCAGGUUCAUGAGGACCUGAGCCUAGGACCUCAGCUUCACAGCUACUCUGAGUAACUGCACCCUGAAACCCAGCACUACUGUAGCUACUUGUAGGCCAUGUCAAACUUGACACCAAGAUGGAUCUCCAUGGGUAAGUCUCCCCACAGUGGGGAAAAUAGGAAGAUCUAAUAGACAUUUUCAGACCAUUUUAUCCAACAUAUGCAGAAUAUACAUUUUUUUUAAGCAGGACAUGAAACAUUCUCCUGGAUAGAUUAUAUGUUAGGUGAAAAAAUAAGUUCCAUCAAAUUCAAAAAUCAAAAUGAUGUCAAGUAUCUUCUCUGUUUGUAACACAGUAAAUUUAGAAAUCAGUAACAAGAGCUUUCAAAACUGUACAAAUACAUGGAAUUUAACACAUGCUCCUGAAUGACCAAUAGAUUAAUGAGAAAAUUAAGAAGGGAAUUAAAAUAUUUCUGGAAACAAAUGAAAAUAGAACUGCAACAUACCAAAACCUAUGGGCUAUAGUAAGAGUAUUAAGAGGAAUGUUUAUAGCAAUAAGUGUCUACAUCCAAAAAGUAGAAAGAUUUCAAAGAAGCAACCUAAUGGUGCAACUCAAGGCACUAGAAAAGCAAGAACAAACCAAACCCAAAAUUAGAAGGAAGAAAUAAAGAUUAGCAGAAAUUAAGAGAAUUGAGACUAAAAAAUAAAAAAAUCAACGAAAUGGAAAGUUAAUUUUCUUAAAAGAUAAAUAAAAUCAACAAACCAUUAGCUAGACUAAGGAAAAAAAGGAUAAAAUACCAAAUUAUAUAAAAUCAGAAAAAGCACACAAUACAACUGAUAUCACACACAUACAAAGAAUUAUUAGAGACUAUUAUGAACAACCAUAUGCGAACAAAUUGGAAAACCUAGAGGAAAUAAGUAAAUCCCUGGGCACAUAGAAUCUAUUAAGACUGAACUAAAAAGAAAUAGAAAAUUUGAACAGACCAAUAAUGAAUAAUGUGAUCAAAACCAUAAUAAAAAGUAUCCCAACAAAGAAAAUUAGUAGGUUUCACUGCUGAAUACUGUCAAACUUGUAAAGAAUAACUAAUACUAAUUCUUCUCAAACUUAAAAAAAUUGAAGAGGAGAAAAUUCUUCCUGUUUCCAUGAGACCAGUAUUAUCCUGAUAUCAAUACCUGACAAAGAUCCAACAAAAAAGAAAGCAAUAGCAAAAACAGCUUAUAAAAUAAUAGCAAACCAGUAUUUUGAAUCGAAUUAAACAGCAAAUAAAAAAGAUUAUAUAUGAUUAUCAAGUGGAAAUUAACCUGGGAUGCAUAAUGGUUCAGUAUAAUCAAAUCAAUAUACAGGAUACAUAUCAACAGAAUGAAAGACAAAAACCAUGUGAUCAUUUCAAUGGACACAGAAGAAGCAUUUGAUAAAAUUCAGCACAUCUCUUCAUGAUAAAAACUCUCAACAAAUUAUGUAUAGGAGAAACAUACCUCAACAUAAUAAAAGCCAUGUAUGACAAACCCACAGGCAUAUAUGACAUAUUGAAUGUAGACAAGCUGAAUUAUUUUACCCUAAGUACUAGAAGAAGACAAAGAUGUCCAUUUUCAUCAGUUUUAUUCGACAUAGUACUGAAAGUCCUAGCAAGAGCAAUAAGUCAAGAGAAGGAGAAAAAGGGCAUCCAAAUAGGAAAGAAGUACGUGAAAUUGUUUCUGUUUGCUGAUGACAUGUUCUUAUACAGAGAAAAAUCUAAAAUCUCCACCAAAAAGCUCUUAGAAUUGAUAAACAAUUCAGCAAAGUUACAGCAUAUGAAAUCAGCACUGGAAAAAUCAGUAGUGUUUCUAAACAUCCACAAAGAACUAGCUGAAGAAGAAAUCAGGAAAGCAAACCCAUUUACAACAGCUACAAAAUAAUACCUAGGCAUAAAUUUAACCAAGGAGGUGAAAUAUCUCUACAAGGAAAACUACAAAACAUUGAUGAGAGAAAUUGAAGAGGAUACGCACACACACACAAAUGGAAAGACAUCCAUGUUUAUGGAUUAUCACAAUUAAUAUUGUUAAAAUGACCAUGCUACCCAAAAUGAUCUACAGAUUCAAUGCAGGUUUUUCAAAAUACCAAUGACAUCCAUCACAGAAGUAGAAAAAAUAUUCUGAAAUUCUUAUGAAACUACAAGAGACCCCAAAUAGUGAAACAAUCCUAAGCAAAAGAACAGUCAGAGGUGUCAAACUUCAAAAUAUACUAUCAAGGACUAAUGACUGAAAUAUACUAUAAAGUGGUGGUAACCAAAACAGCAUGAUACUGACAUAAAAACAGACACAUAGACUAAUGGAACAGAAUAGAGAAUCCAUAGGUAAAUCCAUGUAUUUACAGACAACUGAUUUUCAACAGAUGUACCAAGAACAUUUAUUAUAGAAGUGACAGUUUCUUCAAUAAAUCUUGCUGGGAAAACAGGAUAUCCACAUGCAGAAAAAUAAAACUGGACCCCUAUUUUUCAUGAUGUACAAAGAUCAACUCAAAAUGGACUAAAGACUUAUAUGUAAGUUCUGAAAGUAUGAAACUACUAGAAGAAAACAUAAGGGAAACACUUUAGGAUAUUGGUCUGUGCAAAGAUUUUAUGAACAUACCUCAAAAGCACAGGUAACCAAAACAAAAAAUAGACAAAUGGGAUUAUAUCAAACUAAAAGUCUUCUGUACAACAAAGGAAACCAUCAGCAAAGUUAAGAGACAACCUACAGAAUGGAGAAAAUAUUUGCAAAUCAUUGAUCCAAUAAGGGAUUGAUAUCUAGAAUAUAUAAUAAACUCAACAGCUUACAAACAAAUAAUCCCUUUUUAAAAUGGACAAAUGAUUUGAAUAGACAUUUCGCAAAAGAAGGUAUACAAAUCAGAAGUAAGUAAUGAGAAAAUGCUCUACAUCACUAGUCAUCAGGAUAGUGCAAAUCAAAACUGUGAUGUCAUUUCACCACGGUUAGAAUUACUAUAAAUAAAAGACAAAAAUAAAAAAUGCUAGUGAGGAUGUGGAGCGGGUACUUUUAUACUCCUUUGGUGGGAGGAUAAAUUAGUACAGAUAUCAUAGAAAACAGUCUAGAGGUUCCUCAAUAAACUAAAAAUAGAAUUACCAUAUGAUCUGGCAAUCUCACUAUUGGGUAUACCUAAAGGAAAGAAGAUUAGUAUAUUAAAGAGAUAUUUGCAUUUCCAUGUUUAUUGCAGCACUAACCAAGAUAUGUCCGUUAACACUAGCCAAGAUAUGGAAUUUGUCUCAGUGUAUAUAAACAGAUGAAUAGAUAAAGAAAAUUUGGUAUAUAUGUACAAUACAACAUGCAGCCAUAAAAAAAUAAUGAAAUCCUGGCUGGGCAUGGUGGCUCACACCUGUAAUUCCAGAACUUUGGGAGGCUGAGGCAGGUGGAUCCACUUGAGGAGUUCAAGACCAGCCUGACCAAAUGGCAAAACCUUGUCUCUGUUUAAAAAAAUACAAAAGUUAGCAGUGCAUGGUGGCACACGCCUGUAGUCACAGCUACUCAGGUGGGUGAGGCACAAGAAUUGCUUGAACCUGGGAUGCAAAGGUUUCAGUGAGCUGAGAUCACUCCAUUGCACUCCAGCCUGGGUAACAGAGCAAGAUUCCGUCUCAAAACAACAACAAUAACAAAAAUCUUGUCAGUGAAAUAAGCCAGGCAAGAAAAGAUAAACACUACAUGUUUUCACUUAUACCUGGAAGCUAAAACAGUUGUUUUUAUAGGAGUAGAGAGUAGAUUAGUGGUUACUAGGGACUAGGAAGGAUAGAGGAGAUGGGAUAGGGAUUGGCUGGUUCAUAAAUACGAAGUUUACAGUUAGAUAGAAGAAAAAAGUUCUGUUGGUUUUUGGCACUGUGGGGUGACAAUAGCUAACAAUUGUGUUAUUUUUGAAUAGGUAGAAAAGAGGAUAUUGAAUGUUGCCAACACUGAGUUGAUAAACAUUUGAGAAAAAACCUGGAGGACAUCCUUGGAAAUAGCACAUUUGAUGUUUGUUGUGAUUUGUCAGGUAUUCACACCUAAGCCAAAUUGAGGUGAUAUUAUUGAUGAUGCCUUGCUCACCUGCACAUGUUUAUAAGCAAAACAAAACAGUGGAAGACUUAUGAUUCUUUUUGACACUGAACAGAUGUGAAGUUUACUCCCUUAUUAGUGCCUGCAAGACAUACAGAAAAAAAAAAGCAGAAACAUUUGGAGAUCUACCACAUCUUGCGUCUAACCAGUGAAGGAGAACAGAAUAUGGAACAGAAAAAAGAUGCUUAAUAGGAGUCCACAUUUCCAUUCAAAAGUGAAUAAUUAUGAUUAGGAUCAUGGUGCUGCCAUUGACCAGUCCUGGAACUAAGACUAAGGUCACCAUUAGCCAAACCUAACUACCAGGAAAGAAGAAAAAAAAAUGUAAGUCUGGAAAGGAAACCUGGUGUGAUAUUAGCAGAAUAUUUUGGUGGAGGGGAGGGUGUUGGGCAGAGACGGGAAAGCACAGUGUAUAUAUAUACUAAAUUAAAUGCAGAGUGAAAUGCACACUGAUAUGUGAAAAUGCUACUGAACAAAAGAGCAACAGUUUAAAUGGUGUAAUAACAUUUGACAUUAGAGUAACAUAAGGAACAAUCACAAAAUAUUGAUAUGGAAAGUGUUCAAUUGCCGAUGAAGGGCCUUCAGACAUAACUAAUCAUCAUAUAAAAUACCUAUGAUGUCUGCAUCUCUGAGACUGUUUCCUCAUCUGUAAAACAAUUAUUAUUAUAUGGCUAACAGCAGAUGAAUUUGUAUAUGUUUUUGUGCUUGAUUAUAUUGGUACAGAAGGUAUUACAGAUUUUACUGAACAGUGUUUGUAUAAUUUGAGUGAAAUUAUAUCCAAUUAUGGUGAUAUUACAAUUAAUGUAGAAUAGAGACAAGGAUUAGUAAAGUUGCUGACUUCUGCAUCCUGCAACUGUGGGAAAAUGGAAGACUGAAUAACAGCUAACUGAAAUUUGCCUUUAAAUAUAUUAUACACUCUAUGAAUAUUAAUAUGAACAAAAUUAAACUCCAUAGGACUGGAAAAAUUAAACUAAUGACUUUUAUGUCAUCCAAGUUAAUGAAUGUUUUCUGGCCCAACUUUUCAUUAAGAAAUUAAUCACAGUUUCUAAUUUCCUUCAUUCCAACAGUUUCCAUUGUGUGACUGUUUACAAAAGUGCUUAAUAAGAGCCCUUAAUGAAGACUUGCUCUCUUCUCUUUAAUACUGAAAUACAUUUACGUAGUUUUACAGCUUUUGGUAGUAAUAGGCACUCUUAAAAAUUAAUAGUGGCUAUUAGAAUAGGUGUUGUAUAAAUAUUUUCUUUAAUCAUAUGAAUAUUUCUAAUGUAUUAAUAUACUAUAGUAAAGAAUAGAGAAUCAUAAUUUUAUCUUUUAAAUGAAAGAAGGAAGGCAGGGGCUUAAAAUAUGGGGAAUAUUUGGGAAAAAUUCUAUUUCUAUUGAUCUUGGUGCUGAAAUUUAUAUUUGCAGUGUUUUACAAAUGUGUUCGCUUCCCUGUAUCCUCAGGGGAUUGAUUCCAGGGCUGCCAGCAGAUUCCAAAAUCUUUGCAUACCCAAGUAAGACUGCAGUCAGCCAUGAGGAACCCAUAUAUGUGAAAAGCCAGCCCUCCAUAUCCAUAGGUUUCAUAUUCUGUGAAUACCAGUAUUUUCCAUUCAAGUUUGGUUGUAGUUGCGAACCCAUGGGUCUGGAGGGCCAACUGUAUUUAUUGAAAAAGAAUCCACCUGGAAAUGGACCAACCCAGGCAGUUCAAACCUGUGUUGUUCAAGGGUCAACUGUAAUCUAGUGUUAAAUGAUAAACUAAAUGCAAAGAUGAUUAAUCCCAAAAAUUAAACAUAAUUAAAUCUCUGAAACAUAUUAGACAAAAACGAUUUUAAUAAUUAAUUAAAUAAACUUAAAAAAACACCUGUGAUAAUGACUUACGCACUUUAAUGUCUUUGUAUUAAUUCAUAGCUAAGGUCUUAGCUGUAAGAUUUAGCAAUUUAUAUUACAUUAUUUUAUGGACAAAAUAUAUAACAAUGAAACUAAAAUAAAAACCAAACUUUUAAGGGAAACUAAAAUAAAAACCAAACUUUCCUAAUCUGAUGAUGGAAUUGAGUGAAUGGUUGGUUAUCUGUAAGAAGAGCAACCAAGAUAAAGGAACAAAAAUUUCAAAGGCCAUAACCCAGAAUGUUUUUAUUAAAACCUCAGAAAACCUCACCGAAAUACCACAAAAUUAAAAACACACCAAAAGGAAAAUAGAAAUUAUAAAAUAAGCAUUCAACAAAGUAAACAUAUAAACUUAUUAUUAACUUGCAGUUAAAGAAGUACACAUUUUAGAAAAAGGGACAAAAUUUGCCAAAUUGUCGAAGAUUUAAAAGAUCACUGCUGGCAAGUGUGGUUUAAAUGUAACAUUGUCAUAUGUUAUUAGUGGAACUCUAUGUUGACAUAUAUUUCCAGAAAAUAAUUUGAUAUGCAUUAAAAUACUUAAAAGAUCAAAUACUUUUUGACAGGAUUUUCAAUUUUAUGAAGCCACAAUAAAGAAAUAAUUUGGGCCAGGUGUGGUGGCUCAUGCCUGUAAUCCCAGCACUUUGGGAGGCCAAGGAGGGCAGAACACAAGGUCAGGAGCUUGAGACCAGCGGCCAAGAUAGUGAAAUGCCGUCUCUACUAAAAAUACAAAAAUUAGCUGAGUACGGUGGUGCAUAGCUGUAGUCUCAGCUACUCAGGAGGCUAAGGCAGGAAAAUUGCUUGAACCUGAGGGCAGAGGUUAUGGUGAGCCGAGACUGUAUCAUUGCAUGCCGCUUGGGCAAUAGAGCGAGACUCCAUCUCAAAAAAAAAAAAAAGGGGGAGGACUCAAGAUGGCGCUGUGAGAACAACCCAGGAUUGGAGAUCUCAUUGUGUCCACGGAAAGGUGAGUCUGAGCUGCAUUUCCAGACUGAUCUUUGUUGCCCACGGAACGGGGAAAUUCCCAAGUGAACAGGAGAUGCGGGACGCCAGGCAGAACCUCCGCCUGGUGAAGCCGGCAGCCGGGGUGGCGGCGGCCAGCCCUACCCAGCGCUCCCCACAGGGCGCGCUUGUCCGGGUGCCCCGUUGAACCGGCAACCGGAGACGUGAGAGGGCUGGACUUGAGACUGAGCUAGACUUGGACAGUGGGCCAGCCAGGGGAUCGAAGGGACAGAGCAUUACGGUUGGCCCAGUGGGAUGAACAAAACUGCGAUUUCAAACAAGCCCCGGGCAGACGGCCCAAGACGCUCUGAGGGGGAGGGGCAUCCACCAUUACUGAGGCAACCCACCCCAACUGAGAUACAUGCCCAUUGCUGCCAGCCGUUGCCGAGGCAACCCCUCCCUACUGAGAUACACGCCCACUGCUGAUGCAGCCUGCCGUUGCCCAGGCAACCCAUCCCUACUGAGAUACAUGCCCACUGCUGACGCAGCCUGCCAUUGCCGAGGCAACCCGCUACAACAGAGAGACUCCACCGCAGGGCGUGGCAGAGACCACAGCAGAGCCUGCAGGAACAGGGCGAAUCACACAACAGCAGGGCGGAGCCUUGGCAGCCAAACAGUGGCUAGUGUGCGUCCUAGCUGGGCAGGACCUCAAUGGACAUCCAAAAAUAAAGCCCAAACCCCUCAACACAGAGCAUUUGAGGAAAAAAAGGGUUUUUUAAUGAGCUCUGUUGCUGCAGAAUCAAACAUAGCAGCCUAACAGCCCUGAAUGAACAACAGAGCUCACAGCUCAGCAAUUAAGCCCCUAUAAAGUACAAACUGUCUCCUCAAGCAGUUCCCUGACCCCUCUAUAUCAAAAAGACUGACGUUAGGCAGGCAUCAUCCUGGGACAAAGAUAGCAGAAAAAGAAACCGGUAGCAUCCCUCGCUGUGCCACAGCUGAUAGAGGUGCACCCCAGACAAGCAGGGUCUGGAGCGGACCUCAGCAGUCGUACAGCGAAGGGGCUAGACUGGUAGAAGGAAAACCAAGCAACAACAUUCUGGGUGUCCACUCAGAGACCCAAUCAAAAAGUCAGCAACUACGCAGACGACCAGUGGACAAAUCCACAAAGAUGGGAAGAAACCAGCGCAAAAAAAAGGAAAACACCCGAAACCAGAACACCUCACCUACUAGAAAGGACCAAAACUCCUCACCAGCAAGGGAACAAAGCUGGACGGAGAAUGACUGUGACGAAAUGACAGAAUUAGAUUUCAGAAGAUGGAUAAUGAGAAACUUUUGUGAGCUAAAAGAUCAUGUAUUAAAUCAAUGCAAAGAAACUAAGAACCUUGAAAAAAGAUUUGAAAAAAGAUUCGAGGAAAUGAUAACAAGAAUGGAUAACUUAGAGAGGAAUAUGAAUGAAUUAAAGGAGCUGAAAAACACAAUACGAGAACUUCGCGAAGCAAACACAAGUUUCAAUAGCCGAAUUGACCAAGCAGAAGAAAGAAUAUCUGAAGUCAAAGACCAACUCAAUGAAAUAAAACGAGAAACCAAGAUUAGAGAAAAAAGCGCAAAAAGGAAUGAACAAAGACUCCAAGAAAUGUGGGACUAUGUGAAAAGACCUAACCUACGUUUGAUAGGUGUACCAGAAGGGGACGAAGAGAAUGAAUCCAAGCUGGAAAAUACUCUUCAGGACAUCAUCCAGGAAAAUUUCCCCCACCUAGCAAGACAGGCCAACACUCAAUGGCAGGAAAUACAGAGAACACCACAAAGAUAUUCCGCAAGAAGAGCAACCCCAAGGCACAUAAUUGUCAGAUUCAACAGGGUUGAAAUAAAGGAGAGAAUACUAAGGGCAGCCAGAGAGAAAGGUCGGGUCACCCACAAAGGGAAGCUCAUCAGACUCACAGCAGAUCUCUCGGCAGAAACACUACAAGCCAGAAGAGAGUGGGGGCCAAUAUUCAACAUUCUUAAAGAAAAGAACUUUCAACCCAGAAUUUCAUAUCCAGCCAAAUUGAGCUUCAGAAGUGAAGGAAAAAUAAAAUCCUUUGCGAACAAGCAAGUACUCAGAGAUUUUGUCACCACCAGGCCUGCUUUACAAGAGCUCCUAAAAGAGGCACUACACAUAGAAAGCAUCAACCAGUACCAGCCAUUCCAAAAUCACACUGAAUGCUAAAGAGCAUCAACAUAAUGAAGAAUCUACAACAACGAACAGGCAAAACAGCCUCUUAGCAUCAAAAUGGCAGUAUCAAAUUCACACAUAACAAUAUUAACCCUAAAUGUAAAUGGACUAAACUUACGAAUCAAAAGACACAGACUGGCAAAUUGGAUAAAAAUCCAAAACCCAUCAGUGUGCUGUAUCCAGGAAACCCAUCUCACAUGCAAGGAUACACAAAGGCUCAAAAUAAAGGGAUGGAGGAAGAUUUACCAAGCUAAUGGAAAACAAAAAAAAGCAGGAGUUGCAAUUCUCAUCUCUGAUAAAAUAGACUUUAAAGCAACAAAGAUCAAAAGAGACAAAGAAGGCCAUUAUAUAAUGGUAAAAGGAUCGAUACAACAAGAAGAGCUAACGAUCCGAAACAUAUAUGGACCCAAUGCAGGAGCUCCCAGAUACAUAAGGCAAGUUCUUAAUUACUUACAAAAGGACUUAGACUCCCACACAAUAAUAGUGGGAGACUUUAACACUCCACUGUCAAUACUAGACAGAUCAACCAGACAGAAUAUCAACAAGGAUACCCAGGGUUUGAACUCAGACCUGGAGCAAGCAAACCUGAUAGACAUUUAGAGAACUCUCCACCCCAAAUCCACAGAAUACACAUUCUUCUCAGCACCACAUCACACCUACUCUAAAAUUGACCACAUAAUUGGAAGUAAAGCACUGCUCAACAAAUGCAAAACAACUGAAAUCAUAACAAACAGCCUCUCAGACCAUAGUGCAAUCAAGUUAGAACUCAGAAUUCAGAAACCGACCCAGAACCGCACAGCUUCAUGGAAACUGAACAACUGGCUCUUGAAUGUUGACUGGGUAAACAACGAAAUGAAGACAGAAAUAAAGAAGUUCUUCGAAACCAAUGAGAACAAAGAAACAACGUGCCAGAACCUCUGGGACACAUUUAAAGCAGUCUCUAGAGGAAAGUAUAUAGCAAUAAGUGCUCAUAUGAGGAGAAUGGAGAGAUCCAAAAUUGACACCCUAUCGUCAAAAUUGAAAGAGCUAGAGGAGCAAGAUCAAAAAAACUCAAAACCCAGCAGAAGACAAGAAAUAACUAAGAUCAGAGCUGAGCUGAAGGAGAUUGAGACACGAAAAACCCUUCAAAAAAUCAAUAAAUCCAAGAGCUGGUUUUUUGAAAAGAUCAACAAAAUAGACAGACCACUAGCCAGAUUGAUUAAAAUAGAGAGAAAAACCAAAUAGAUGCAAUAAAAAAUGAUAAAGGGGAAAUCACCACAGAUUCCACAGAAAUUCAAACCAUCAUCAGAGAAUAUUACAAACAACUCUAUGAACAUCAACUAGUAAACCUGGAAGAAAAGGAUAAAUUCCUGGACAACUGUGUCCUCCCAAGCCUAAACCAGAAGGAAGCUGAAACUAUGAAUAGACCAAUAACAAGGUCUGAAGUUGAGGCAGCAAUUAAGAGCCUACCACACAAAAAAAGCCCAGGUCCAGACGGGUUCACAGCCGAAUUCUACCAGACACACAAGGAGGAGCUGGUACCAUUCCUUCUAAAACUAUUUCAAACAAUCCAAAAAGAGGGAAUCCUUCCCAAAUCAUUUUAUGACAGCAACAUCAUCCUGAUCCCAAAACCCGGCAGAGACCCAACGAGAAAAGAAAACUUCAGGCCAAUAUCCAUGAUGAACAUAGAUGCAAAAAUCUUCAAUAAAAUAUUGGCAAGCCAAUUGCAACAGCAAAUCAAAAAACUUAUUCAUCAUGAUCAAGUAGGAUUCAUCCCCGGGAUGCAAGGCUGGUUCAACAUACGCAAGUCUAUAAACGUAAUUCACCACAUAAACAGAACCAAACACAAAAACCACAUGAUUAUCUCAAUUGACGCAGAGAAGGCAUUUGACCAAAUUCAACAGCCCUUUAUGCUAAAAACCCUCAAUAAACUCGGUAUCGAUGGAACGUAUCUCAAAGCAAUAAAAGCUAUUUACGACAAACCAACAGCCAAUAUCAUACUGAAUGGGCAAAAACUGGAAGCAUUCCCUUUGAAAUCUGGCACUAGACAAGGAUGCCCUCUCUCACCACUCCUAUUCAAUAUAGUACUGGAAGUUCUAGCCACAGCAAUCAGGCAAGAAAAAGAAAUAAAGGGUAUUCAAAUAGGAAAGGUGGAAGCCAAAUUGUCUCUAUUUGCAGACGACAUGAUAGUAUACCUAGAAGACCCCAUCGCCUCAGCCCAAAAACUUCUGAAACUGAUAAGCAACUUCAGCAAAGUCUCAGGAUAUAAAAUCAAUGUGCAAAAAUCACAAGCAUUCAUCUACACCAAUAACAGAGUUAAAGAAAGCCAAAUCAAGAAUGAACUGCCAUUCGCAAUUGCUACAAAAAGAAUAAAAUACCUCGGAAUACAACUCACAAGGAACAUAAGAGACCUCUUCAAGGAGAACUACAAACCACUGCUCAACGAAAUCAGAGAGGACACAAACAGAUGGAGAAACAUUCCAUGUUCAUGGUUAGAAAGAAUUAAUAUCGUGAAAAUGGCUAUACUGCCCAAAGUAAUUUACAGAAUCAAUGCUAUCCCCAUCAAGCUACCAUUGACUUUCUUCACAGAACUGGAAAAAACCACCUUGAACUUCAUAUGGAACCAAAAGAGAGCCCGCAUAGCCAAGUCAAUUCUAAGGAAAAAGAACACAGCGGGGGGCAUCACACUACCGGAUUUUAAACUAUACUACAAGGCUACAGUAAUCAAAACAGCAUGGUACUGGUACCAAAACAGAGAUAUAGACCAAUGGAACAAAACAGAGGCACCGGAGGCAACACAACAUACAUACAACUAUACAAUCUUUGAUAAACCUGACAAAAACAAGCAAUGGGGAAAGGAUUCCAUGUUUAACAAAUGGUGUUGGGAAAACUGGCUAGCCAUGUGCAGAAAGCAGAAACUGGACCCCUUCCUGACACCUUACACUAAAAUUAACUCCAGAUGGACUAAAGACUUAAACAUAAGACCUGGCACCAUAAAAACCCUAGGAGGAAAUCUAGGCAAAACUAUCCAGGACAUAGGAGUAGGCAAGGACUUCAUGACCAAAACACCAAAAGCAUUGGCAACAAAAGCCAAAAUAGACAAAUGGGACCUAAUCAAACUCCAUAGCUUCUGCACGGCAAAAGAAACAGUCACUAGAGUGGAUCGGCAACCAACAGAAUGGGAAAAAAUUUUCGCAGUCUACCCAUCUGACAAAGGGCUGAUAUUCAGAAUUUACAAAGAACUCAAACAGAUUUAAAAGAAAAAAACAAGCCCAUUCAAAAGUGGGCAAAGGAUAUGAACAGACACUUUACGAAAGAAGACAUAUAUGAGGCCAACCAUCAUAUGAAAAAAUGCUCAUCGUCACUGGUCAUCAGAGAGAUGCAAAUCAAAACCACAUUGAGAUACCAUCUCACGCCACUUAGAAUGGCGAUCAUUAAAAAAUCUGGAGACAACAGAUGCUGGAGAGGAUGUGGAGAAAAAGGAACACUUCUACACAGUUGGUGGGAGUGUAAAUUAGUUCAACCAUUGUGGAAGACAGUGUGGCGAUUCCUCAAGGCCUUAGAAAUAGAAAUUCCAUUUGACCCAGCAAUCCCAUUACUGGGUAUAUAUCCAAAAGACUAUAAAUCGUUGUACUAUAAUGACACAUGUACACGAAUAUUCAUUGCAGCACUGUUUACAAUAGCAAAGACCUGGAAUCAACCCAAAUGCCCAUUGAUAAUAGACUGGAUUGGAAAAAUGUGGCACAUAUACACCAUGGAAUAUUAUGCAGCAAUCAGAAAUGAUGAGUUUGUGUCAUUUGUAGGGACAUGGUUGAAUCUGGAGAACAUCAUCCUCAGCAAACUGACACAAGAACAGAAAAUGAAACACCGCAUAUUCUCACUCAUAGGUGGGUGAUGAAAAAUGAGAACACAUGGACACAGAAAGGGGAGUACUAAACAGUGGGGUCUAUUGGGGGGAAAAGGGGAGGGCCAGUGGGAGGGGGAGGUGGGGAGGGAUAGCCUGGGGAGAAAUGCCAAAUGUGGGUGAAGGGGAGAAGAAAAGCAAAGCACACUGCCAUGUGUGUACCUAUGCAACUGUAUUGCAUGCUCUGCUCAUGUACCCCAAAACCUAAAAUCCAAUAAAAAAAAAAAAAAAAGAAAAAAAAAAUAAUUUGAGAGGAGCAGAACAAAUAUUUACGUACAAAGAUAUGUACUGCUGUUUAAUUUACAGUGUGAAAAAUAUGGAACUUUUAGAUAAAACAACAGAAAUAACAAUAGUUACUAUAAAUUUCUGAGUUUUUAUGUGUUGGGCUGUAUGAUUAGUGCUGGGUAUAGAUUAUCUCAUUUAUGUUUAAGUUCACAAUGAUAUGUAGUUAGCAUAUUUCUAAAUUUACCUACUACUGUGUUUAGAAUAGGCAAGAUUUUUCAAUGGAACUCACCUUUUGUCAUGUGGGGAAGCUGUGUAACUUGGGAAAAUUAGCCAUAUUUGUGUCUCCAGGAAUACUCCCUGAUUGUCUUAAGCCAGUCAGUGAUUCUGCACCCCUAUCAAUUGGUUAGCAAUGUGCAUAUCGCUUUAUUUGCCCAGAUAAGAAUAAACAACGAAACUUUUGAUUAGGAAUUGAGGUAGAAAUUAUCUUCUCACCUUAGUUCUUAGUUAUGUAAAAGGUAAAAUAAAAAUUGAGAAUAGGAAAUUUAUCAAUAAGAAAAAAAUUGUGCAAAAGCUAAAUGGGCAAAAGCUAAUGUUACAUAAAAGAAAUGCAAUAUAUAAACCAAUUUUCAUAUUAUUAUUCAAUUUUCCUAUUGAAUUAAAGUAAAUUUCUAAAACCCUGAUAUGUAUAUACAGUAUAGGGAGGUUGGGGUGAGAUUUGCAUACUUUUUCACUUCUCUGGGAGUAUAAUAUGCCCUAUUUUCCAGACAAAGUAUUGUAAUUAUAUACACACUUAGAUCUGGUAAUUUCCAUUCUUCUUCAUCUCCAUAGUCAGAUGUUUGGCAAUGAUUUAUAUAACAGAUAAAAAUAUAUAUGUAGAAUAUAUUAUUCAAUAUUUUAAGUAUUUCACAAACUUUGCAAUCAUUUCUUUCUCAAGGCAACACUGUGUUAGAUUAUAUAGUUAAGGAGACUAAGGCAUAUCCUGUCAAGGCAACAUAGUUUUGGAAUUAGGCUUAUAACACUUUCCAGGCCAACUAUAGUCGUUUUAGUCAGUAUAUUACUUUGCUUCAAUUCUAAUCAUCACAGUGUCUCUAUAUAG